GCCGCUAGCAGCUAGCGCGAUGUGUACAGCGGAAGUGACGUCUGUACUGGCAACCCUGUGCCUGACGCAUCCCAGUGUUCCGCCCUUUUUUGCUGCCCCACUUCCGCCAUUGCCUGCGCAGCGGUUUAUCCCUCCUCCUGCCGCUGGGUGGCCGCGGUGCCUGACGGGAAGGCGGAUCCUGUAGGAAGGGGCCGUGUAUGUGUGUACAGCUCGCUUCCCUGAGCCCGGUGUUACCUGGGGGGGGCUGUCAGACCAGCUGGAGCAGUGCGGGGGGAUCCGGUGCUCGCCAUGAGAGGCUCCCCUGGGCUGUGCGGCCCGGGGCUAGGCAGCAAGGUAAGGGGCAAGGCAGAGGCCGGCCGGGUGGUUGGCUGACAGGCUGGCUGGGUGGGUGGGUGGGUGACAGCCAUGGUUCGUGGCUCUGGCUAACCUUGACCGAGCAGGUGUUUGGGAACUACAUUACCCACAAUCCACCACCCACUGUAACACCGCGAAAUGCAUUGUGGGAUUGUAGUCUCUGAACAUUUGGAGCUCCAAGGUGAACUAUCCCCGGUCUGUAUUCACCAAGGCUGAGCCCUGCCAUGCCAGCUCAUGUGGAUUGCUUGUCUAGGCUGACUGGCUGAGCAUUAUGGGAAAACACCACAACUACUGCAGAGCAGACAUGGUAUUUAUUUAUUCAUGAAUUAAUAUACAGUCUGACAGACCCACCAUACACUCUGUGUCACUAUACCCCACCCCCUCUAGAAUGUAAGCUCAUAUGAACAGGGCACUCAGUGCAUUCUGUGCCUGUGCAUCCAGCUUGUCUGGUUAAUUUGUUUGCACUUUAUAAAUAAUAAUAAUAAUAAUCUGUCAGACACCUACAAAAUCCAUCUAACCAUGCUAUAGUGCUACUGCUAAAAGACCCCAAAAAAUGCUUGAAAUUUGAAUUUGAGCCGUAAAUAUCCCGUUUAGACGCUCAAAAGGGUUUAUUCACUAAAAUCUGAUAUGUAGCUAUGUCGAAAUGGCAAUGUUUGCGUGAAAAUAGCCAGCGGUGUGGUUAUAUGCUUCAAGAAUUAUUCCAGAUCAGCUGCUGUUGCGUACAUUUUAAUAAUUUGGAUUUCACUUUUCUACAGUUCGGAGUUAAGCGACUAACCCUGACAUGGAUAGUUACUGAAUGUGAACUGUGGGGGAACUCAAAAGUAAAAAAAAAAAAAAUAGCUGCAUUGGAUGUGUAAUGAGUCGAUUGCUGAAAUAUAGUGUAUUUUUGGUUUUAUAACUUCUGGUACAACAAGACAAAUCUGUUAUUGCGGACGUAAUUAAUGUAGAACGACUUUGGAAUCUUAUUUUUUGUGUGUGUGUGUGUGUGUGUAACUAUCCCAGUGUAUAUUAUUAAAGUUUUAACUGAACCAUUGGCUUUUUAAAUACUUUUUUUCUCAAAAAAAAAAAGAAAUAGGUGAGAGUUCUAGGAUCACUGACACUUUUAAAUAUGGUAGUCCAAAUGUUAAUUUUAAUAUUUCUUUAACAUGUAUUGUGUAAAUGAAGGUUUUUUUUUUGGUGCCAUUUUUCUUAUAUGAAAUUACUCUAUUCUACUAUAAAAUUGUUUACUGUAAAUCAGAAACAUUGACCUCUGCUCCAGCAGAUGUUCAUUAUUUUAAUGCAAUAAAUGUCCAGAGGUGGUUGUGGUACAGUAACACCCGGAGGCCAAAGUUUUAGAAACCUGCUGUAAAUUAUGCCUACAUAUAAAAUCACACCGAUAUUCUAUACAGAUUGGUUAUAAGCAUUAAUUUCUGUAUUAUUAUUUUCUUUCACAUCAAUUACAUUGUAAGAUUUUAAACUUGGUGCCUUUUAACUGUCUUGGAAUACUUGGAUAGGAUUAUUCUCCCGACUCUUUCAGAAGAUCAAUUAAACCAUCUGAAUCAACUAUUUGGUAUAGAGGAAAUUAAAUCUGCCGUAGACCAUUUGAACAUAGCCCCAGGCCCAGAUGGGUUUAAAAAUCUAUUUUUUAAGAUUAUUGAAAGAUAAAUUGGAGUAUAGACUACUGAAGGUGUUUAACUCUUUAGACUCUGUGUUAGAUUACCCCCCCGAAAAGAUUUGAGCUAACAUCAUUCCAAAGUCAAACAAAGACUUAAUGCAGAUAAGCAGCUAUCCCAAUCUUGUUAUUCAAUGUUGACUCUGUUAUAUACAGUAUGUUUAAUCUUGCAACAAGGUUUAAGGAUGUAAUACCGUGCCCGAUUAAUAAUGAUUAAGUAGGUUUUAUUGCUGGAAGAACAUCUACCAGCAAUAUUCGGCACCUUAUUCAUACUCUUGAUUUAGCUCUGUUUUUGAAUGCGGAUAAUGAAUUUUACAGUAUCAACUGGGAUUUCAUGGUAGCCACUUAAAGGACCACUCUAGGCACCCAGACCACUUCAGCUUAAUGAAGUGGUCUGGGUGCCAGGUCCUUCUAGGGUUAACCCAUUUUUUCAUAAUUAUAGCAGUUUCAGAGAAACUGCUAUAAUUAUGAAUGGGUUAAGCCUUCCCCCUAAUCCUCUAGUGGCUGUCUCAUUGACGGCCACUAGAAGGCGCUUGCGUGCUUCUCACUGUGAAAAUCACAGUGAAACGCACCAAAUCUAUAGAAAGCAUUGUAAAUGCUUUCCUAUGAGGCCGGCUGAAUCUUGGCGCCCAGCUCUUGCGUAGCGUGCGCAUUCAACGUGGCUAACGAGGCGGAGAGGAGGAGGAGAGCUCUCCUUGCGCUGGAAAAAGGUAAGUUAUUACCCCUUUCCCCUUUCCAGAGCCGGGCGGGAGGGGGUCCCUGAGGGUGGGGGCACCCUCAGGGCACUAUAGUGCCAGGAAAACGAGUAUGUUUUCCUGGCACUAUAGUGGUCCUUUAAAGGAAGUUUGGAUUUUCUAGAUAAUAGAUUUGAUUUUGUCCGUAUACGUAUCUCCUUUAGCAAGGGUAGUUGGUGCAGGCAUAGCAUCGCCUUCGUUCUUGGUUAAAAAUGAGUUUGACAAGGUUGCCCCUUUACACCCCUUCUAUAUGUGAUCAGGUUAUAAGAGAGGACAAUCUUAUUAAGGGCUGUGUCAAGGGACAAAACACUGGGAAAAUGUGCCUUUAUGCAGAUGACAUAGUCAAAACAUUUGCUGACCCCAAGAAUUCUCCAGUACAUUUGUUACAGAUUGAGCGGCAUGGGGAAGUUUCAAAUUAUAGACUAAAUAUCAGUAAGAGCUGUGCCAUGUUACUCAAUGUCUCUGCAGAGGAAAUGUGGAUAUUAAAGGCCAAAUAUGAUUUUUCUUGGGUUCAAAAAUGUUUUUUAAACUUCGUAUUUAAAUUUUGUUUUGAUACCAUAACAGAAUAAGAAACCAAAGGCUCUUAAUGGCAUAAUGCAAAGAUUGCAAGGAAAUCUGAAUGAAAUCCAGAGCAAAACUUGACUCUAAUGGAGAGAGGGUAGACAAUGUAGUACUCCAGGAUUGCUGUAAUGGGUUGGUCUGUAUCCUAUGGUUCUGUGAAAACUGUAAGUUUAUGGGAUCUGUAUUCUCUUGGCUUAGUUGAAGGGUUGUGACUUGCCAGUGGUACCUGAGCCUUCUGUGUAAAAUAUUUAGUUGACUUGUCAUUCACUCCACUGUCUGGAACAGUACAAGAACUUGAUCUAUUGCAUUCCGUAACACAAAGGAAGAGGGUAUACAGAAGGUAGAUGAUUUUCCUUUCAUGUUAGAUGUUUGUUUUAUGUGUAUGAAAUGUUAAUAGUUUACUAGUGCACCCAUCUUUACAUACUGUCUUUUUUUUUGUUGUUGACAUUUUAUAUUUUUUAUUUCUUCAACCCCAAUAGUGUUGGAGGCGUGGUAUCAUCAUUUACAGCAGUGAAUCCACAACUUGCUGAAGGGAACCUGUUCUCCACAAAUUUACUUGGAAGGCAAGUUCACCUUCAAGUUGGUGUAGAAUCUAUCUGUGUUGUGGUAACAUCAGCAGCAUUAAAGGAGAAAAUAACUUCAUGAUUACCUCCUGUCAUCCUGCAUUGCAUUGGUAAAUUAUGCAAGUGGGCUUCACAUAAUUCCAGCAAUGUAUGUGUUAAAAUAUGCUCGCUUGAAAAUCGCUGCCUUCUUCACCCAGAAUUGCAUAAUGAAGUUGAUGGUGAGGCAAUGCUUGUUGCUUCUCCUUUGACAGAUGAGGCGCUGAAUACUCAUGGGAUGCUGCCACUUCAUCACUUGGAAGGAGUGUAGAUGUGCGUAUAACAGAACUAGACUUUUAUGUUUAUCUUCACUGCAGUAACUUGUGACAUAGGCUAGUCUAGGAUCCAGAAUCAAGUGUGGAGUCACAAUUUAAAAAAAUUAAAAAUAAAAAAAUCUUAAAGGACCACUAUAGUGCCCUGAGGGUGCCCCCAACCUCAGGGUCCCCCUCCCGCCCGGCUCUGGGGAGAGGAAGGGGUUAAACUUACCUCUUUCUCCAGCACCAGGCGGGGAGCUCUCCGAUCCUCCUCCUCUCCUCCCCGUCGGCUGAAUGCGCACGCGCGGCAAGAGCUGCGCGCGCAUUCAGCCAGUCGUAUAGGAAAGCAUUAUCAAUGCUUUCCUAUGGACGCUUGCGUGCUCUCACUGUGAUUUUUCACAGUGAAAAUCACGCAAGCGCCUCUAGCGGCUGUCAAUGAGACAGCCACUAGAGGAUUUGGGGGAAGGCUUAACCCAUUCAUAAACAUAGCAGUUUCUCUGAAACUAUGUUUAUAAAAAAAAGGGUUAACCCUAGAAGGACCUGGCACCCAGACCACUUCAUUAAGCUGAAGUGGUCUGGGUGACUAGAGUGGUCCUUUAAACCGCACACUUGUUUAACUCUACUCUUACUUGCAUAACAUACUAACUAAAUUCCAUUUCACACUCACGUACUGCUAGCCAUUCACAUACUAUUUCUCUAUUCAUUCUCUGAUAUCAGCAUACCUGUUCUGCAUUGAGGACAGGAAGGAGAUGCUGCCUUCUCUCCUUGUUUUUAGUGGGCUCUCUCUGCAUGUUCAGGCAGCAGGGACAACUUCAGCAGUCCUUUUGCACAUUGGGAGGAUUAGAUGUCCUACCUCUUCCUUAGGAUGUUGUAUGUCUAGAUGUGAUGCAGAGUGCAAGGGCAACCCUGAAGCUGUCAUUGUCACUGGUGCAAAUAUAUAGCGUGUAUGCUAAUUAUGCUUUCGCUGACAGGGAAGCAAAUUCUUGGCAAAAGGUCUUAUUUCUGUGUCUUCAUGGCAGCGUGCAUUUUAUAGCACAGUCAAUGUAUAGCUCUUAUUUGGCUUUCCUGAAUGGGAUUUGGCACAAGGUUUUCGGAUAACUGAUCUGUAUUUCAAGGGGGCAUAUUAUUAUGAUUAUUAUUUUAGCUGUUUUUUAAAUGGCUUGCUUGUAGAAUAUUUUAAUACUCUUACAUGUCUUUUGAGGCUUAUGUGUUACACUGUCUCUCUCUGAGCUGGACUUUUAGACAGAAUAAUUGUGCUAGGAGACCAAGCUCUCCAGUAUUCUUAUUAUGACAUCACAUAAUUAGAAUUCAAGCACUAUAGUAUUAUAUAGCUAUGCAUGUACUCGCACCACAUCAGAUGUCGGCUGCAAAAUUAUUUAAACAAUUUUAUCCAUCCACUUGCUGUGGAUAUACAUAUGUAAUAAGGCAGACUCUCGUUUCUUGUUAAAAAAUAAACAAUUUAUCACUGACUGCAAUGGCAGCACUAUAACCACUUAAUUGAGAUGAAGCAGUCAUAGUGCCUAGAGUGCCCCUUUAAAUAUCAUUUGAAGCACCAUUUAUAUUACUUUCUUACGGUGGUAAUAUUAACUGUGUUUACCAGGUUUGCAUUAUACAUACUUUCUCACUUUUUUUGUUCUGGAAUUUUACUUAUUUCAAGACCUGCCCACCAGGACUACAGUCCUUCCAGAGUUUUCACAUUUAGCUAAUUAAUAUGUAAUUAUGACUGUGCAUCACUGUGAAAUGCUUUUUGAUAUUGGGUUAAAACUUGUGCCUGCAGCUAUAGAAAGCUUGCUGUGAGUCCAGAAGGAUAUAAAAAAUGCAUUGAAGUUUGUAACACUAUCGCAGGCUUUUCUUGAUGGGAUGGAAAUUUAAAGCCGUAAGGUACACAUUAUUUUAUUACUGUAGCUCAAAGACGUGGAUAAAUGGUCACUUGGUAGAAAUUUAUCAACACUUGUUUUCAGUCUACCAGCUUUGGUAUUCAGUAAAUCUCAGAUUACACAAUAUAUAAUAAAACAAUAUGCAAAGCGUUCAGGGGAUCUGAAAGAGGAACUAUGCUUAGCAACGAGAAAGUUCCUCUUUACACAUUUAAUAGAACCUUAACAAGAAAUGACCAUUCCUCUCUCCCUCUCCCCAAAAGAAAGCUUUAUUGAAACAAAAUGCAACUUAUUAGAGUACAAAGUACAGGCACAAUGUUGGAUGAACAGAUAACCAUGGCACCGAUGCAUGCCACCUAAGACAUAUGGCAGUGGUGAAACAUUGCAGGUGUGUUUGAAGGUGUAACAUUAUUAUAAACUGAAUCAUUAUACUGCACAGCGUGGGUUUUUUGUUUGUUUUUUUUCUAGUACAAUUAAAGGGUUCAAGUUCGCUGUAGUGGUUAUGAGGGCAAACCGUUUGCCUUCUUACAUGGGUGUCUGCCAGGCAAAGAAGUUCCUCUAUGGCCCGUGGAGUGUAUCCGGCUUCGGCAGAAUCUGGGUGCCGAUCCCAUCUGCCAUUCCUUGGCUGAGCGCAUCAGCCAGUGGAUGCAACUCUGCAUAGAAAUAUGUAUAGAAUUGAUAUUAACCAACCUAGAACAAGUUUGUUUAAACGCUAUUCAGUGACUGUUCAGCCUGCAGGCACAAUGACCACUUCAAAUCACUGCAGUAGUAAUGGUGCUUGGAGUAACUCUUUAAUAUUACUUUUUGUUUUUCCACUCUGGGAGGUUAAAAACAUAAUACAGUCUCAUCUGCAUAAAAUGUAACUUUGUACCUGUGUGUUUUUUCUUUUUUUUUCUUUUUUUUCUUGAAUGUUAGUAGAAAUCUUGUUUGCAUUUUAAUUACUAGUUGGUUUUCUAUCAAACGCAAGCAGAAAUCAGAGAUGUAUCGAGUUUUUGAUGAAUAAAUCAUUUUAAAUUGAUUUCUUAACAUUCAAUUGUUAAAAAUCGACCGACCACCAAAUUUGCAAGCUGUAGACCAAACUUAUUGAGCUAAAAAAUGGUAAAAUAGCAUAGUGCUUAUUCAGUCUGUUAAAGUUCAGUUGAAGUCUCUUAUAUUCCCGAACCACCUUCCUCCCUCUGUUCAGUGAGUGACCUCUUUUUUUGAGGUACACAAUUCAUUCCUUUUACCUUCCUGAGGACCUUAAUAUGAUUGAGAGCUGUUCUGUACCACCGACAUUUCUUUAGCUGAUAUUAAAUCUAACCCCGGGCUAGAGCUUGCUCUGCUCCUGGCUUAGUUUUCUUUUUACUUUGUGGGUUGGAAGAGUCAUGGCCUCGGAAAAUUGUGUGUGUGCGCAAUCCAAUUUGCUUAUGAUUCAGCUGGUCACUUCGUAACUGAAUAGGAGCCAUUUUUUUUUACCAUUAAUCUUUAUCAAGGAAGUUCUACAUGAGAAGCCUGCCUUUUGUGCGACUUUCUAUAAAAGUCUGCACACAGCAGCCAGUCUAGAAACAUGUGCAACUUCUUUUGUGUGCCCUAUUGGUUCUUGUGUGUCUGUUGGGAUUAAAAUCUCUCACAGUGAAUGGAUUCACUUCUCGGUAAAAAAAAAAAUAACCAACAAAUUAGCAAAUAUUCUGUUUUGAUUCAGAGAUUGCAACAAACUGCAUGAAGCAGCUGUGACAACCUGGCACUGUCGUAUUAUUUCCAUGUUGGUGAAAUAAUGUUUUAUGGGGUCAUUCAUGAAAGUAUCAGUUGUGAAAGAUGAAAUGGACACUAUAGGCACCAAAUCAACUUUAGCUGAAUUAAGCAGUUUUGGUGUAUAGAUCAUGCCACUGCAGUCUCACUGCUCAAUUCACUACCAUUCAGGAGUUAAAGGAUCACUAUAGUGUCAGGAAAACAAAGCGGUUUUCCUGACACUAUAGUGCCCUAAGGGUGCCCCCACCCUCAGGGUCCCCCUCCCUUGGCGCGGAAGGGGUUAAAACCCGUUCAGCAGCUUACCUUAGUCCAGCGUCAGGCUCCUUCGGCGCUGGUGACCUCUCCUCCCCCGCCGACCUCAGCUCCCGAGUGGAGUGAAAUGCUCAUGCGCGGCAAGUGCCGCACGCGCAUUCAAGCAUUCCAUAGGAAAGCAUUUCUCAAUGCUUUCCUAUGGACGCUCUGCACGCUGGAUGCGAAUUUUGCCUCUAGCAGCUCUCAGGAAGACAGCCACUAGAGAUUGGAUUAACCCCUAAUGUAAACAUAGCAGUUUCUCUGAAACUGCUAUGUUUACAUCUGGAGGAUUAAAACCUGAGGGACAUUACACCCAGACCACUUAAUUGAGCUGAAGUGGUCUGGGUGACUAUAGUGUCCCUUUAACAGCCUGCAUGAAAACAAAUUGGUUUCAUUUUUAAUCAGAUGUAAUUUACUAUAAGAGUUUUUUAUCUCCUGCUUUGUAAAAUGAACUUUAAUUACAUACAGGAGGCUCAUGCAGGUCUAGCAAGCUAUUAACAGUGCAGAAGAUAGGCUAAUUUAAAUUAGACCGGAUGUGCAAUAAAGGAAGUGCAAACAUUAGAUGACUCUUACAAGAAGUGUUUAAGAAGGCUGUGGAAGUCACAUGCAUAGAGGUAGGACUAGAUCAACAUAAGCAAAGUGAUUUAACUGAUAAAUGACAAAGAACUGAGCAGUGAGACUGCAAGGGCAUGAUCUAUACACCAAAACUGUUUCAUUAAGUUAAAGUUGUUUAAGUGGCUAUAGUGUCCAUUUACCAAGGGUGGUGCAAAUUUCAGACCAAGAUAGCAGUGCUGUAAAAUAACUGAAUUGGAGAAUUGAUCCAAUUUGUCUAUUUUUGCUUAAAUCUACAAACUCUUUGCGUUCCAUGAUGAUUGGCUUACCAAAUUACCCUUUGAAAUGAAUAACCAGAAGAUAAGCCAGGCAUAUUGCUAGGGAUGAUACAAUGUCAAAGCUAGUAGCAUCCUCCAUAAGCUAGUGAUUAAAGUUGUAUGGAGACCGUUUUCGGAGAGGGUGGUUGUCAUGGUGGGGAGGGGCAGCAGUGACUGAACUUCUUGAUAAAGUUCUGCCUUGUCUUCAAAAAAGGAAUUAAGGAUCAAUUACACCAAAAAGCACACUCCUAAAUUCCAAAGAUGAUAAAGGUGUGCAGGAGAGCGGUAGAGUAUACCGAUGUGUCAAUUAAAGUAGCAUACACCACUUCAAGUAAUAAUGUAUGCAUGUUUGGAUGUCAUGUCCUCCUAUUAUUCAGUGGGUAAUUCUUUAAAGGGACACUACAGUCACCUGAGCAACUUUAGCUUAAUGAAGCCGUUUUGGUGUAUAGAACAUGCCCCUGCAGCCUCACUGCUCAAUCCUCUGCCAUUUAGGAGUUAAAUCCCUUUGUUUAUGAACCCUAGUCACACCUCCCUGCAUGUGACUUGCACAGCCUUCCAUAAACACUUCCUGUAAAGAGAGCCUUAUUUAGGCUUUCUUUAUUGCAAGUUCUGUUUAAUUAAGAUUUUCUUAUCCCCUGCUAUUUUAAUAGCUUGAUAGACCCGGCAAGAGCCUCCUGUAUGUGAUUAAAGUUCAAUUUAGAGAUUGAGAUACAAUUAUUUAAGGUAAAUUACAUCUGUUUGAAAGUGAAACCAGUUUUUUUUUAUUUUUAUUUUUUAUUCAGGCUCUGUCAAUCAUAGCCAGGGGAGGUGUGGCUAUGGCUGCAUAAAUAGUGAUUUAACUCCUAAAUGACAGUGAAUUGAGCAGUGAAAUUGCAGGGGAAUGAUCUAUACACUAAAACUGCUUUAUUUAGCUAAAGUAAUUUAGGUGACCAUAGUGUUCCUUUAACACUGUUCUAAAGAAACACUAUACUCAUAGUAUGGUCUAAUCAUUGAAAAAAAAAUAAUAUAAAUAUAUAUAUUUCCUCUCAUUGACAUUUUCUCACAUCAGCGGUAAUUUGGGCACACAAGGCAGUUACAUUUGGCAAUGGCUUGUUAUAUCUGCGUUACUAUUUGGUUAUUUGCAGAGCCAUAUGGAAAUUAUCUAAUUGCAUGUUGGAUUUUUUUAACCAUGUUCAACUACAGGGCAGAAAUACAUUGGGAGCAAUGGUUCAAGCUUUCUAAAUCAGUAGUUUUUCAACUAAUAAUCAGUAAAACCAGUACUAAUUUUCAACAUUGCGUUUUUUUUGUUGUUUUUUUUUUUUUAACUAUUCACCUGAAAAUUACACUGUGUGCUGCACCAGCGGUAAUUAGCCCUCUUUGUCUAAUAUAACUACUUCGGCUUAAAGUGUGCUUUUGAGAAUUGCUAAAGACAUAAGACCACUCUAGGCACCACCCCAACUUAAUUUUGAUGAAGUUGUUAUGGUGUGCAGAUUUCUUGGGCCCCAUCGUAUCUUAUGUGGAUGUUCUUUUAUUAACCUUCCUCUUCUAGUGCUGUAAUAGGAACAGUUCUCCUCUGACUCAAAAUCUUAUCAUGAAUAACAUUUAACUCUCCCUCCCUUACAAAGUCCUUUAAAUCUUUUUUUCCCUGCCCUUAUCACACUGCGCAACACUGGACUAGCAAGCACAUCAAACGGACCUCUGAGUGACUACACUGCUGCCUAGUAACACCUCUAGUGACAAACACUGCCUUUACUCUGAAAAGGCAAGCUUUUACUUUGCUAAGACUGCACGGACAUGCUAUAGACCAGGGGUAGUCAACCUUUUAAUACCUACCGCCCACUUUUGAAUUUUUGUUGAUUGUAUAAUUUCCUUACCGCCCACCAGUGCCACAGUAAUUAAUUUUGUAGCGCAAGUGCGAUUUUUCUGGGAAAAAAAAAUCUAUGCCAACCCCAUAAGUCAUUGCGCCAUAUAUUGUCGCAUUUAAUAUGUAAGGCUAUGUCUUGAGAAUAUAUAUAUAUAUAUAUAUAUAUAUUGCUUUUCCAAUAUAAAAUAUUGGUCCUUUCAGAGUAAAAUUUUCAAUUAUACAGUAAGCAUACUCACAUGCAGACACAGACAAUCUCACUGACACAAGAUGAUUGAUACACAGCCUCAUAGACAAACAAUCUCACUGAUAUACAUAAGGUCAUUGACAUAAAGACUCACUCAGUAGCAGGCACACACACACACACACAAGCAAGCCCACUCACUAGCAGGCGCGUACACACACACAGCUUAAUGUAGUGGCUCUGGUGUCUAUAGCCUGUCCCUGCAGGCUUUUCAAUGUAAACACUUUUUUUAGAGAAAAGGUAGUGUUAACAUUGCUUCCUAUUGACAGAAACUCAGACGUUCACUAGAGGGGCUUCCUUUGUCAGUGCGGAUUGGCAGGGCCAAUCGAGGGGAGACCAGUAUGACGUGGGAAAAAAAAAAAGUGAGUAAAAACACAUACCGUAUUUUUCGCUCCAUAAGACGCACCUCACCAUAAGACGCACCUAGUUUUUAGAGGAGGAAACCCAGAAAAAAAAAUAUUCUGAACAAACUGUUCCAUAGUGUUUCUUACCAUGGGACAGUUUGUUCAGAAUAUUUUUUUUUCUCCCCUGUCCCAUAAUGAUCUUUUAACCCCCCUUUCCUCUGUCCCAUAGUGAUUGUUAACCCCUCCUCCCCUGUCCCUGUCCCAUAGUGAUUGUUAACCCCUCCUACCCUGUCCCAUAGUGAUUGUUAACCCCUCCUACCCUGUCCCAUAGUGUUCUUUAACCCCUCCUCCCCUUGUCCAUUAGUGUUCUGAUCCCAUAGUGUCCCCCCCUCCCAUUGUCCCAUAGUGCACUUUCCCUCCCAUAGUGUCCCCCCUGCCCUUGUCCCAUAGUGUCUCCCCCUCCCCUUGUCCCAUAGUGUCUCCCCUCCCCUUGUCCCAUAGUGUCUCCCCUCCCUUGUCCCAUAGUGUCUCCCCCCUCCCCUUGUCCCAUUGUCUCCCCCUCCCUUGUCCCAUGGUGUCUCCCCCUCCCCUUGUCCCAUAGUGUCUCCCCUCCCCUUGUCCCAUGGUGUCUCCCCCUCCCCUUGUCCCAUGGUGUCUCCCCCUCCCCUUGUCCCAUGGUGUCUCCCCCUCCCCUUGUCCCAUGGUGUCUCCCCCUCCCCUUGUCCCAUGGUGUCUCCCCCUCCCCUUGUCCCAUGGUGUCUCCCCCUCCCCUUGUCCCAUAGUGUCUCCCCCUCCCCUUGUCCCAUAGUGUCCCCCCUCCCCUUGUCCCAUAGUGUCUCCCCCUCCCCUUGUCCCAUAGUGUCCCCCCUCCCCUUGUCCCAUAGUGUACCCCCUCCCCUUGUCCCAUAGUGUCUCCCCUCCCUUUCUCCCAUAGUGUCCCCCUCCCCUUGUCCCAUAGUGUCUCCUCCCCUCCCCUUGUCCCAUAGUGUCUCCCCCUCCCCUUGUCCCAUAAUUACUUACCUGUCUUGGAGCGUGGGCCGGCUUCACAGCGCGCUCCGCGGUCCAGGAACUAAUAUUUCAGGUUCCGGUUUCCGGCGGGACUGAAAGGAAGUGUACGCCGCCAGUCCAGCGGCCAGGCAAAUAAACCAGACAUGAGCAGCAACGGUAAAUUAUCCACAUUCGCUCCAUAAGACGCACAGACAUUUCCCCUCACUUUUGAGGGGGAAAAAAGUGCGUCUUAUGGAGCGAAAAAUACGGUAUAUAUACACACACACACACACACACACCGUGACACAGUUUACAAGUAUUGUUUUUCGAAGAUGUUAAAAUGCUCAGUUUUAUUGCAUUGCUACACACACAAAAACACAUAUACAUAUACAUAUAUACACACACACACACACACACACACAGGGGCAUGUUACAUACCGUGACACAGACACACCAUGACAGACACACACCUUAAAAAAGACACACGCGCACACACACCAUAACACAGACAGACUGUGACACAGACACACACAUUACAUGACACAGACACACACACCGUGACACAGACAGACACAGAUUACAUGACAGACACAGAUUACAUGACAGACACAGAUUACAUGACAGACACACACACACAAUGACACAGACACAGAUUACAUGACAGACACACACACACAAUGACACAGACAGACACACAUUGCAUGAAAGACAGGCGCACACACCGUGACACAGACAGGCGCACACACCGUGACACAGACAGGCGCACACACCGUGACACAGACAGGCGCACACACCGUGACACAGACAGGCGCACACACCGUGACACAGACAGGCGCACACACCGUGACACAGACAGGCGCACACACCGUGACACAGACAGGCGCACAGACUGACACAGACAAGCGCCACAACCACACAACACCACCCACACAACACCCCACACAACAAACAACCAACACCAACCACACAACCCCACCCCACACCCAACCACACAACACCCACCACACAACCCACACAACACCACAACCACAAAAACAACCCCCACCCACCACCAACACACAACCGUGACACAGACAGGCGCCACACCGUGACCAGACAGGCGCAGUGACACAGACAGGCGCACACACCGUGACACAGACAGGCGCACACACCGUGACACACACAUUGCAUGACACAGACACACACACGCACACACCAUGACAGACCGAGACACACACAAUGACACAGACAGACGCGCGCACACACUGACACACAGGCGCGCGCACACACAGGCGCGCGCACACACUGACACACAGGCGCGCACACACACUGACACACAGGCGCACACACACUGACACAGACAGACGCGCGCACACACUGACACAGCACGAAGCGCGCGCACACACUGACACAGAGCGCCGCGCGCACACACUGACACAGACGCAAGCGCGCACACACUGACACAGACGCAGGCGCGCACACACUAAACCAGGCGCGCACACUGACACAGACGCAGGCGCGCACACACUGACACAGACGCGGCGGCGCAACACCAGACCAGGCGCCACACACUGACACAGGCGGCGCACACACAGACACAGGCGCCACACACGACGCGAACAGCGCCGCACUGCGUAACCGAACAAAUGGCGCACACACUGAACACAGACAAGCGGCGCACACCCGAACAGAAGCGCGCACACUGACAAACAGGCGGCGCGCACACUGACACAGGCGCACACACUGACACACACACAGACAGGCGCGCACACACUGACACAGACAAGUGGCGCACACACACUGCCGACAGCGCCCCAGACACAAAGGCGGCGCACACACACACUGACACAGACAGGCGGCAACACACACACACAGACAGGCGCAAACACACACACUGACACAGACAGGCGCGCACACACACACACUGACACAGACAGGCGCGCACACACACACACUGACACAGACAGACAGACGCGCGCGCACACACACACACUGACACAUUUCUACCUGUGUGCUGGCAUGGGGAGCUUAGAUGGCGGCCGCAUUGGGGGGCUGCCUCUUCUUGGGGCCGCAUGGGGGAGCUGCCUCUUCUGGGGGCCGCAUGGGGGAGCUGCCUCUUCUGGGAAGAACAGCCAGCUCCCUCUGCGGCCCCAGGUGCCGACGGCCCACCGGGAAAUUUUCCGGUAUCCCGGUGGGCCAGUCCAGCCCUGGUGAGAGGUGUGUGUGUGUGUGUGUGUGUGUGUGAGAGUGAGAGGGGUGGGGGGGUGUGAGUGAGAGGGGUGGGUUUGUGUGUGUGUGUGUGUGUGUGUGUGAGAGAGGGGUUGGGGUGUGUGUGGGUGUGUGUGUGUGAGGGGUGGGUGUGUGUGAGUGAGUGAGAGGGGUGCGUGAGAGGUGCAGUGUGUGUGUGUGCAAAGGGUGCUGUAGUUGUGUGAGGGGGCAGUCUGUCCGUGUGUGGGGUGUAGUGUGCAUAGGGUCUAUGCUGUAUGUAGGUGGGUGAGAUGUGAAAAUCUAUCUUAAUGUCUCCCUCUCUCUUUUUCUUGGCUUUUACCAGAGGGGGGGCGGGAGACAUAAUGCUGCAAGCCCUGGUGGUUCAGUGGUGGCAUGUUCACAUUAGGCUGCAGCUCCUUCGACUGCAGGCUGACUCUCCUGUCCUCCUACGAGCACAGUGCUGAAUUGGAGCGUUGACGUGGUAACGCGCUGCAGCGCUCCAUCCAGCCUGCCCACGGGAAGAUCACAGAGCCUCCCAGGCCCUUUCCUCCCUCUGCUGGAACUAAGUGCCAGCGGCCCAGUGAAGGAGAUCUUUGAUUUCCUCACCAGACCGAGAGAGGGAGAUCUUUCCUCACCAGCAAGGCUGUCUUUGCAUGGGCCAGCAGGGUAGAUGAAAGGAUCUUCCCUGCCGGCGUUGGCCCAUGGCGAACAUUUUCUGCAGAACCCACCACUGCCCACCUGAAAUCCCAAACCGCCCACUAGUGGGCAGUAAGGACCAGGUUGACUACCCAUGCUAUAGAGUCUAUAGCAUUAUAGACACUAGAACAACUAUAUUAAGCUGUAGUAGAUUUGGUGACUAUAGUAUCCCUUUUUAAGAUGUUAUUUUUGUCAUUGAAAUGUUAGUUUAAAAAACCCCCAAAACCUGGUUCCUAACUUUUUUUUUAACUGGCUCCUAGAUUCAAAGCAAAUAUAUCGGGCCAUGAUAUCAUGUAAGGAGUUGGAGUCAGUCAAAGGUUUUGUGUAAUAACUCCAGAGCCCUGCCAAAUAAUAAAAGAUAAAUAAAAAAACACUCUUAUUUGAAAACUAGUUUGCAAUAAAUUCCUGUUAGAGCUUUUCCUGUUGUAAGCACUACCCAGACAAGAAAUAAUCAUCCAGCCAGGAUAGCUUUUCUGUGGCAAUUUACAAAAUCCGUACUCUCUCCCAGUGGUUCCCAAACUUUUUAGGUUCAAGGCGCCCUUAAUAUUUCAGUAUUUUUCCAAGUCACCCCAAGUAAAAAUUUCUAGGUUGUUAAAGUGCUGCGGCAUUUACUGGCGCUAUAGUGUAAUGUACAGUGUUGGUGUUUGAAGAGAUGCUUGUAUACAUUUAUUGUGUUUUAAUACAGGGGUGUGUUUGUAUGUAAUUGCAGGGGUGUGUCUGAAUGUAAUGUUCACUUUUAAAUGUGGAUGUACAUUUGUGUAAAGGGGUGUGUUUUUUUUUUAAUGUGUGUAUAUAUGUGUGUGUGUGUGUGUGUGUGUGUGUGUGUGUAUAUAUAUAUAUAUAUAUAUUUAUUUUUUAGUUUGUAUGGAAUAUUUGUGUUGGAUUGCAGGAGUGUACUUGUAUGUUGUGCUGGUGUUUGACUGCUUGGAUGUAUGCACAAACACUACCACAUACAUACAUAGAUAUUCAUGCACAUUAAAGGAUCACUAUAGAGUCAGGAAGACAAACAGGUAUUCCUGACCCUAUAGUGCUAAACCCACCAUUUAGGUGGCUUGCCCCCCUAUAAAAAUCUACAACUCUCCUUGUUUCCAGUGCUGCGCGGGGCUGCCGGGGCUGCCUCCACCCACUUUGUGACAUCAUCAAAAUGACCGAUUUAUAGCCAAUCCAAUGCUUUCCCAUGGGGAAAAUCAGCACGGGGGUGAGGACAAAUGCCGUUUUGGCUAAUCAGGACCUCCUCAUAGAGAUGCAUUGAAUCAAUGCAUCUCUAUGAAGGAAAAUUCAGCGUUUCCAUGCAUGGGGACGCUGAACAGCAGGGCUGCUUACUGUGCAACCCUGAGCCAGGAAGCCCCUCCAGUGGCCAUCUAAGGAGUAGCCAAUUGGAAAAAGGCAGUUUUUACAUGAAAAUGCCUGAAGGGAGUUAUUAUACUCACCAGAACAACUACAUUAAGCUGUAGUUGUUCUGGUGACUAUAGUGUCCCUUUAACACACAAAUAUAUAGAAAUACACAGACACUCACAAAUUCAUAUAGAUACACACCGACACAUAGAUAUACACACAUGCACCCUGACAUACUCAAAUAAAGAUACAUGCCCACACCAUGACAAAGAUACACACACUGACAUAAAAACACACACCUUGACACACGUGUGUGUGUGUGUGUGCGCACACACUGAUAGAUAUAUAGAUAUAUAUAUAUACUCUCACACACGUGAUUUUUUUUUUUUAUAUUAUUUUUUUUUAUAUAUAUCUCCAGACACCCUCCUGUUACCUUAUGUGCCAGGAGGGUGGCUUGGAGUUCUGCUGCUGUGGGAGUGAGGGGUCUUGAGCUCUUCAUACUCCUCUCCUCUCCUGCACUGUCUCCCUGCAGGAUUCUGGGAGGAAGUGACAGGCUCCAGACAUUACAGGGGCUGGUCGCGGUCUUAAAGGACUGCGGCACUCGACCGGGUCCCUGUUGAGCAGUAAUGUUUCCCCAGUGCUAUAAUCAUAGCACCAGGGAAACAUUCCACGGCACCCCUGUGUGCACCUCGCGGUGCCCCAGGGUGCUUCGGCACAUAGUUUGGGAACCGCUGCUCUAUCCCAUAAAUUUCUGCACAGCUGGGCUUUCUCAGCUAAGCGGCAGUUUCUGGAAGUUGUACUGUUAUCAGCUUUGACUUAUGAGGGUUGUUAGCUAAAUCACAACUCCUAGAAGCCUUUGCUGUGCUUUUCGAUGAUCUGAUCUGUGUUUUUGGAUUCAGUACAGUUUAGGAGUAGCUAGACAGGGGCUGGGGCAUGUACCAUUAAAGGAACACUAUAAUGUUGGUAAUACAAAUAUGCAUUCCUAAAGAUAUUGGCACUGGUGACCUCUCCUCCAUCGACGUCCGCUUCUGAGUGGAGCCGCAUGCGCAGCCAGAGGCACGCAUGCAUUCAAACUCGCCCAUAGGAAAGAAUAACUCAAUGCUUUCCUAUGGGGAUAUUUUUGACACUGGACUCCAUGAGGACGUCCGGCUUCAAAUAAGUGCGAUUUACUCUGUGUAAAUCUCGGAAGCGGACUGUAGUGGCUGUCAGUGAGACAUCCACUAGAGGCUGGAUUAACACUGCAGUUUAAACAUAGCAGUUUCUCUGAAAGUGCUCUGUUUUCAGCUGCAGGGUUAAACUAGGGAGACCAGACACUAAGGCCACUUCAUUGAGCUGAAGUGGUCUGGGUGCCUAUAGUGCUUUUUAAGAAAGUAGAUUUUGAAUUUAGAAACAUUGCUGCAGCUGUUGCAGUAGGAAACAUGGCUGAAAUAGUAAAAACUCCUGCCAAUUUAUCAUCAACAUUUAUAUCCACCCCCACUCACAGCUUAAAGGGACACUAUAGGCACCCAGACCACUUCAUUCCAUUGAAGUGGUUUGGGUGCACUGUCCCUGUCCCCUUAAUCCUGCAAUGUUAAUUAUGCAGUUCCUGAGAAAUUGCAAUAAUUGCAUUUCAGGGUGAAGACUGCCUCAAGUGGCUGUCAAUCAGGUGAUGUCUGGGGGCGAGGGAGCUAGAGGGCUAGGAAAACAACUUUGUAUUCCUAGCACUAUAGUAUUCCAUUAAUUUCUCAGCCAUACUGCAAUACCACACAUGUCAGAUCCCCAAAUAAAAAGCUUUUAUGACUUUUUCUGUUGGGAGGAUUACAGCACUGUAAGGACACUGAGUUUACAAGUAUUGUUUUUCGAAGACGUUAAAAUGCUCAGUUUUAUUGCAUAGCUGAGCUGUAUUAGACUCUCUCUAGUUUCUAUAAAACAGAAUGUACCCUGUGUAAUUGUUUUGUCUGUGUGAAAGCACGGCACUGUGGGUGAGUUUUGCUGCAGUCUGCCAAGCUGUACUCAUGCCUUGAAUUCUUCAGGUGCAGUUGGCGUCCCCAGGUUCUCCUACAUUUGAAAAGCAGCAGGUUGCAACUUUGAAACCAUUCCUAUGUCAGGAUGAUCGUGUAAUAACUGCUGAGAUAUUCAGAGCAUGUGAUGGUCCUUUUCAAGCAAGCAUCGUUUUCUUACUCAUUCAUUUUUAAUUGUAAUGCUAACAAACCCCAUAGAGUUGUGUCAUGGUAUCGGGGCUUACAUUUUCAAGCCUUAUACCACUAGCUAGGCUUUAACAGUUAUUCAUCACUGCUUAGAGCCGUGGUUCUCAACCUUCCUAAUGCCGCGACCCUUUAAUAAAGUUCAUCAUGUUGUGGUGACCCCCCCAACCAUAAAAUUAUUUUCGUUGCUACUUCGGAACUUUAAUUUUGCUACUGUUAUGAAUCGUAAUGUAAAUAACUGAUUUUCAUUGCUACAAAUUGAACAUAAUGAAAGCAUAGUGAUUAAUCACAAAAACAAUAUGUAAUUAUAUAUUGUGAAAUAUUUGUUUCUAAUUACACAUAAAUUAAAUUUUGUCUGGACACAUGGUGUAGCAUGAGUAACAGUCCCCUGUAAAAUCAGGGGUAAAUUUCCAAUUCUAUUCAAUGAAAGACGACACACAUUCAGUCUACACAACACCAUUGAGAAACAAUGCUUUCAUUCACAAUUACUUCUUUUUUUUUGGCUAACAUUUUUAACAGACUUGAGUGAUUCACAAUAAAGUUCUUUACUGGCAAACAUGUUAAUACAUAAAAUGUCUUAUCCAGAAAUCCUAUAUUGUUUUUUUUUUUUUUGUUUUUUUUAUGGAGAUGGCAAUGAACAGAUCUAUUUCUUUUUGAAAAUUUGGCAGCAGCAAAUUAUUUUGAACAAUUGUUUGUAAAGGUGGCUUUUCAAAAAGUGUUUGUUUUUAGUUUUUGUAUGGUUAGCAACCAUUAGGAAUGCAGAAUAAAAGAAGGUAACUUAAAUGAAUACAGUAGAUUUAUGGCCAGUCACAUAUACAUACAAACAGGGGGAGUAUCAUGUUUCCAACUCGUAAUAGGCAUAUAUAUGCAAUAUACGGAACAGAAUGAUCUGCAAUAGGAAGAAUAGAGACAAAUUCCUAGUUCAAUAUUGUCUAUAUUAAUAACAGUACUACAUCUACGUAAUGAUGUUCACUCACAAACUUGGAGCCAAUUAUCCUUAGGCCCAAUGUGAAGGCUUGCAGGAUAUUUAUGGAUCCUACUCCCUCUUAGGAUUCUGGUGUGGGGAUUCCCCCUCUGAUGUCAGGUAUAGAUUUACCAAUAUCGGCUCUCAUUCAAAGUAAUACUUUAUUGAAAAAUAAAAGUGAGAACUAAAGGAUAAAAUCAAGUGAUGUCCUUACAGUUCAGGUUUAGUGCCAAACGUGUUUUGCCUCGCCUGGAGGCUUCCUCAGUUGCUGUAUCAAUUUUCUGGAGUCCCUUCCUCUUCUUAAAUAGUUUUUAAAAGUUCCCGCCAUCGGGCACUUCCAUGGACGCUUCCAUAAACGCUGGGGUCCCAUGUGUAUUAUCUCUAUGAUGUGCUGUCACAUACACCUGUAUUUGUACGGAGUGUACGUGAUGGGGUUGGCGUGAUGAUGUCAUCACGCCGGGUACACGUAUGUGGGUGUGAUGGCAGAUCAUAUGUAGGGGCACUGGCAGAUCAUUUUAAGAAACAAUCCAGGCACAAUAACCACUACAGCUCUCUGUAGUGGUUUUGGUACCAGGAGUUGCUGUGACGCCCUCCCAGAGUAAGUAGUCAAACCGUUUAAAAAAGUUUGAUAACUUACUUGGGGUCUGCCGGGAUAGGGGCUGUAGUGUGUGUGUGUGUGUGUGUGUGUGUGUGUGUGUGUGUGUGUGAGAGAGAGAGGGGUGCAGUGUAUGUAUGGGGUAGCAAUGUGUAUAUUGGGGUGGCGGGGCUGUGUUUGUGUAUGGGGGGUAUGGGUGGUGGGGCUGUGUGUGUAAGGGAGGGCUGUAUAUUUGUGUGUGAUGCAGUGUGUAGGGGGUUAUAGUUUGUUAAAGAUAUUUUUUUUCUCUCUCCCUCCACCUCCCUCCCUCCUCCCAUAUUUUAUACAUUUUAUUUUGUUUAAAAGUUUAUUGGAAGGACGUACUAUGCUUCAUACUGAUAAAUGACAACAUUCCCUUGUUUUUUGUUUUUUUUCAAAUUGUAUUUUAUUGGUUUUACAACAAGUGGGCAAAACACCGUACACAGUCGCAUGUACACAUACCAUAACAUAUUAGUAGUGCAAGUCGCAGCUUGCUUACAACAUAAGUAGGUAGUUAAUACAGUCUAACAUAGUCAUCAUAAGGUUGUAGUUCAAUAACUUGCCAAUUGGCAUACCAUAUAUCUGCAAGUGGUUGCGAGAUGGUCCCGAAUGCAUCUGUGUAUAGCAUAGACAGAAGGGGGUAGUAGUAAACUAGGGAAGGGACGGGUGUGAGGAAGGAGACGGGAGAAACAGAACAGGGGGACAAAGUGUAAUCUGCUUGGUGGCACAUUUCCCAAGAUUGUUGAUCAAUCCUUUCGGGGUCUAGAGGUCAGUAUUGGAACCCAGAAUGUCGUCUCACGUGGCUUGCUGGUUUGUCAGCUGGGUCCACUUGCACCAGGUUUCUCGGAACCUGAGGGCUUGGGAGGCGGAGCUUAGGGACAUUUUUUCAUAAAUAUAAUAUUGUUGCAAUUUAUCCUUUAAUUGUGACCUGGGUGGGCAUAUUGUGCUUUUCCAAUUUGUCGCUAUGAGGUUUCUAGCUGCUAACGAGGUUAUCGCCACCAGUUGGUGAUAGAUUGAUUCUACCUUUUUAUCUGGUAUCAAUAAUAUGCAAUUGGAAAUGGACGGGGAGAAAGUUGAGGGUCCCAAUUGCCUCAGAAGUGUUCCCACAUCCUCCCACAAAGGACCACCAAAUAUGCAUUAUCGUGCCCUUCUCCACUCCACAUCUCCAGCACAGGGGAGACACAGUUGGGUAUAUUUUGUGUAGCUUGGUCGGGGUAAGGUACCAUCUGUAUAGUAGUUUUUUGUGGGCUUCUAUGUGGGAAUAACAUUUUGUCCAUUUGGACAGGCCGUUCAGGGCACCCAACCAGGUACCAUCCAGUAGGUCCGUACCUAAGUCCUCCUCCCAUUGUUUCUUGCACAGCGGAGGUACAUCUGGUGGCAUUGCUAGCCACGUUCUAUAGCAAAUGGAGAGGGCUUUAGGCUUGUUCGGUGUAUCCCUACAUCUAAGCAUAAUCAGAGAGGGCAUUAGUGGAUUAUUCAUGCUGAUAGGAGUUGGCGGGGGCAAAGCAUGGGAAGUCAGUAUACUCCUGAUUUGCAAAUAUUUGAAAGUGUCCUGGGCAGGCACGUUCCAUUUCCUCCUUAGUUCUGAGAAGGGUAUUACCUUACGAUUGUCUUCCAAGAGGUGCUCAAGUCUGUCUAAACCCAUGCGUGUCCAGUGGGAAAGAGAAAGUGAUUGGGUUAUGGUUUUUAGUGCCGUUAGGGGGGCCUUGGGGUGCAGUUUAUGACUGUAGCCUAUUUGGGCCAUAAAGGAAUCCCACAUCAGUAUGGUCAGCCUAGUGGUAGGGAAAAGAGGUGUGUGCUUGUACCGGAGACGUUGUGGGGUCCACAGGUAGUCCGUCAUGGACUUGUCUUGAAAUUGGUCCCUCUCCAUAUCCACCCAUUGUGUAUGGCCUUGGGGUGAGUGUGCCGCUAUACAUGUUGCCAGGGCAGCUGCUUUGAAGUAGAGGUGGAUGUUAGGGAGGCCCACUCCCCCUCUGUCAGGUGUAUUUUGUAGUAGCUUAAGUGGCAACCUCGCUUUUUUGCCCCCCCAAACGAAAGUGUUACAGGAAGAUUGUAGUACCUUAAAUAGUGCAGCGGGUAUCGGGAGAGGGAGCAUGCGAAACACAUAGAGGAGUUUUGGGAGUGUCAUCAUCUUGAACGUGUUAAUCUUACCUAGCCAGGAUAGGUGGGUCGUUUUCCAACCCGCCAACUCCUUUGUGCAUAACUGUAAUAGAGGCGUGUAAUUGUGUUUUACAAUUCCUGCUAUUGUAGGAGAUAUUUUAACCCCCAGGUACGUUAAGGUGCUAACUCUCCAGUCGAAUUGAUAAGAGGAUUUUAAGGUGACUAAAUCGUCUUGGGGUGUGUUAACAGGUAGCGCCUGUGUUUUGUCUCGGUUUAAUUUGUAAUGGGAGACGUUUCCAAAUUGUGUCAGCAGAUCGAGAAUGUGAGGUAGCGCCCGUCUUGGGUUUGAGAGGGAUAUUAUAACAUCGUCCGCAAAAAGAGAAAGACGGUAUUCUUUUCCUUUAACGGUUAUACCUCGCAUAUGUUCGUGAUCCCUGAUCUUUUGGGCCAGGGGUUCUAGGGAGAGGAUAUACAACAGGGGAGAGAGCGGGCAGCCCUGUCUAGUUCCAUUCGUUAUGUGGAACUUCGAGGAGAGGAAACCGCCACAGGACACCUUGGCAGCUGGGGUGGUGUAUAGUGCCAUGAUUUGGGAUAUGAUAAGAGGAGGAAAGCCAAAUUUGUGGAGAACCUUCUGCAUAUAAGCCCAGUUGAGCCUAUCAAAGGCCUUUUCUGCGUCCAGCGCCAAGAAGAGGCCUUGGCCUUUGGUUCUUUCUAGUUCUGCUAAGAGAUUCAAUACCUUCCUGGAAUUGUCUGAACCCUGCCUGCCUUUGAUAAAACCGGUUUGGUCAUUGUGUAUGAGUUUGGGCAGGAAUUUGGCCAGUCUGUUACUGAGAAUUUUGGCAUAUAUCUUUGCGUCACAGUUGAGAAGGGAGAUGGGUCUAAAGUUUUUGCACUCUGUCGGUGGUUUCCCUGGUUUGGGCAACGUCGAGAUAUGGGCUAACAAUAAUUCGUCCGGUAGCGUCCCUUUUUGUAUGCUGUGAUUGAAAGGGUUCAGUAAAUGGGGGGCUAGUGUUGUUUGGUACGUGCGGUAGUAGGCGUUAGACAGACCAUCUGGUCCGGGCGCUUUCUGCGUCGGAAGGGAUUCAAUUGUGGCAAAUAUCUCCUCUAUGGUGAGAGGGGUGAGGAGUGAAUCCGCGUCGUCCUCGCUCAGAGACGGGAGCGUAAGGUCUGAUAGGAACCUGUUUAUUUCUGUGGUGGCGGGAGUGGGCACUUGUGGAUCUGUGUUGAGAUUGUAUAAUUUGCUGUAGUAGGUAGCAAACGUGUCUGCUAUGUGUUGCGGGUCUAGUAUUUUCCCUCCUUUAGCGUCCAGGAGGUGUGAGAGUUUAGUAGCUGUGGAACGUGUUUUUAGCUGGGAAGCCAGUUUGGCUCCUGCUCUGUUACCUGACGCAAAGAAGUUAUGUUUCAUGCGUCUUAGCAGUGUCGUUGACUUAGACAGUUCCAAGUCGCGCAAUUGGUUCUGCAGUCGUAAGAUAGUGGCAUGGUGAGUGGGGGUUGGAGUUAGUUUAUUUGAGUGUGUGGCCUCAGCAAGUUCCUUCAGGAUGUUAGUGUAGUUCUCGAGGCGUUUCUUUUUGGCGUAGCUAGCGUGUUUAAUGAAGCACCCUCUAAUAACUGCUUUGUGUGCUAACCAGAUUUGAUCCGGGGUGGAAUUUUGUUCUGUAUUGUCUUGGAAGUAGUGCUGUAGAUCUUGUUUAACCUGGUCUAUUACACUCGGGUCUUUCAAUAGCCAAUCAUUUAAGCGCCAGCUGCCUCGGCCUUUAGUUUGGAAUCUUUCUGUCAGGGACAUAGUAACCGGUGCGUGAUCCGACCAGCUAAUGAGUCCGAUGUGGGUACUUUCUAUUUUGGGGAGCAUCCUUAAGGGAACCAGAAAUCGGUCUAUCCUGGAAUAGCAAUUGUGCGCUGCUGAGUGGCAAGUAAAGUCCCUUUCGCUAGGGUGUUGUAUGCGCCAUGGAUCUACAUAAUUGUGCGCUGUAAGGGUGUGCCUAAUGCGAGUAAUUAGUUUCCUCCUGGCUUUGAUGGUCUGGGACUGUAGGGGUUUCUGGUGUGAAGAGUCUAGACAAUCAUCUAACAAAAAAUUUGUGUCCCCCCCCACUAUCACCUCUCCAAAGGCGUGUUUGGUACAGAGCAACAAAACCAGUUCCAAGAAAUCAAUUUGCUGAUCAUUAGGGCUAUACACAUUUAUAAACGUAUAUGGGUUGUUGUUAACAUAGCAUUGUAACACUAUAUAUCUGCCUUUUUUGUCACCAAGUUUACGAACUAGGGAGAAAGCCACAUCUUUGCUUAUUAAGAUGGACACUCCUCUUUUUUUCUUUUUUGCAUAGCAAGCAUGGUAGUCUAUGGGGUAUGCUAUGGAAGUUAAAUUUGGACGUUGGCCCCAUUUAAAAUGUGUUUCUUGAAAGAAUGCCACAUGGGCAUCUAGGGAUUUAACCUCCUUUAGCGCUAGUCGCCUCUUGUGCGGAGAAUUGAGCCCCUUGGCAUUCAGGGAACAGAUAUUAAGCACCAUGGUGUAUGUUCAGCAGUCUCAUGUUACAAGUGGGAUUGGGACCAUCUAGCCCUCCCUUCGCGAGUCGGUGAAUCUCCCACCCAUCUGUGGGCGUUGCCCGGCGACCAAAGGUCCAGCAUAUAUGUCGGUCAUCCCAAUUUAUACCUGGUAGAUAAGGUAUAUGUAGUGGCCUGGUAUUUAGGUCCCAUGGGUGGAUAAAGUGGAGGGGUGAUACUGGUAUCCCUAGGGUCUUGAGAAUAAGCCAAGUCUGUACACUAAAAUCAUGGUUAUCAGAACACAAACACAAAAAAGAGGGUAAAAACAUAAGAAAAAACAUGCAAACUAUGUACAUAAAACCGUCGGUCAAACGAAUUCGACCAAAAGGUGGAAAACGGUUAAUGAUGCGGCUCAAAAUUAAGCCACUUUGGGGGGCAGGUGACCAGCAACAGAUUGGUGGGUCUACGCACAUAAGAGAUCCGUACUAGACGUAGUGCUCCGUACGGUGUUACAAUUGCUGAGACCUUGCCAAGGCAUACACGGUUUAGGUAUAUACAGGCAGUGUUGUUCUCUAUUGAUUCUCUCUUUUUUUUUCAUUUUUUUUUUUGUUAUAAUUGUUUUUCUUUUCUUUUUUUUUUUCUAUCAACAGUAGUAUAGCAGUGUGACAUAGGUUAGGCACAUCAAAUGAGUAUACUUAUCGUCCCUUUGUAGAGGUCAUGUAGGUUCUUGUGGUCGGCCGCGUGGCACUUGAGUCCAAACUUUAUUUAAUUUCACUGGUGAUUUGGUGUGUUGUGGUGCGGGAGCCGUCGUGGUAGUGAGAGGAAUGUCCCAGGCCCGCAAUAUUUUCCUUCCUUCUUCGGGAGAAGCAAUACUGGAAUCUGUCCCAUUGCGUUUGAUUAAGAGUCUGGUUGGGAAGCCCCACUUGUACUGAAUAUUUGCCUCUCGUAGUGCUGCAGUGAUGGGGGCAAAGGCUUUCCUUUUCAUCAUCGUCGAUGCAGAUAGAUCAAUAAAUAGCUUAAUUUGAUUGAAUCGCCCCGGUGGGGGAGGGUUUCGUCGCGCUGCAUGCAUAACUCUUUCUUUAGUAGUAAAGUAAUGUAACUUCGUGAUUACAUCUCUGGGGGUUUGUGGGCCCAGAUGUUUUGGUUUGGGCAACCUGUGGGUCCGAUCGAGUAAGAGCUCUCCAUCCGUUAAUUCUGGCACAUAUUCUUUAAAGAUGCCUUGUACGUAGGAUUGCAGCUCUUGCGGUGUCACUGAUUCUGGGAUCCCCCUCAGCCUGAUGUUAUUACGCCGAUCUCUAUCCUCAUGGUCGGCCACUUUGUCUUCUAGCUUUUUAAUUUUGUCUUGUAGUUCAGUAUAAGCGUCUGUUAUUUCAUCUGCCCUUUCUUCUAACUUUGCAGUCCUGUCUCCCACUUGUUGUAUGUCUGACCUGAUGUCUGAUGCUAUUUGCAUGAGGUCUGUGUGGAAUGUGGAUUUGAGGUCUGCAAGUAAGGAUUUGAGCGUGGCAGUUGUAACUGGGGCAGAGUAGUCAGCCAUGCUGUGAGCAGGAUCACUUACUUCCGAAACGGAGGUUGGUGAGCUCGGGCCGUCGGCGCCAUCUUGUCCCGCCAUAUCCAGCAUGGUGGCCGAGGUGAGGUGCAUUUGAAGCGUUUUCUGCUUCAACUUCUUGCACGAUUUCGUCGCCAUUUGUAUCUGCGGUAUGCGGCAGGUGUUUACCCGCCGUUCUGUUGUUUUUUGCGGUCGGGUGUACGCCGUGACUAUGCUGCGAACACCAUACAGCAGAGGAGCUCAGCACUCACGCGUCCGUCCUCGUCCGCCGCUAAGACACGCCCCCAACAUUCCCUUGUUUUAUAUCUUUUCUAAACUCUCACGCAUUUUGAUUUGAUGUAUUAUUGUGCUUAUAAUCUUUUCAAUUUCUGAUUAAUUUUGUGCUCUAUAGAAUUGGUUACGAAAGACUAAAUUCUAUGUCCUUUGCCCAGUUUUAUGUAUGUUACCCGUAUUUAUUCAAGUAUUUGUGGAGUGAAAAAAUAUCUAUGAUGAAAUCCACCCUGUGAUGGGGAAAGUAUGCUAGAUGGUGCCUGGCAAUAUAUGUACAUGUUCCAAGACGACUAUUUUGUCUUUGGAUCACAAACAAAAGUCUAUUUGAAAAAACAGCCUUUGUCUGGCCUUUCCCUUAUUAAAGGGAUAAUGCUCUCAACAAAUGCAACUUUAUUAUUUUUAUUUUAUUCCUCAUUAAUAUGCUGUUGUUUUGUAUUUCUUUUUCGUGCACCAAUCUUUACAAUUUUUUAACAAAACAAAUGGUGUUGCAGAAUGCUGCACCUUAACCCUUAAAGGACGAAGUCAAAACAAAAACGUAAACAAAAACUGGAAUUUGUGCUAUAUGUCUGUUCAACCGUAAGUCACCUCUUUCAUAUUAAAUACAUCCACACUUAUUAUAUAUCAUUUUGUUCAGGAGAAACAGGGCUUUCAUUUCAUAUCAAAUAUUUAUAUAUGAAACAUAAUUUAUUAUGAAUAAAAUUUAAAAAACGGUGAAAUUUUAAUUAAAAAAAAAAAAAUUGUAGUUACACCUCACAUUUUGGCUGUAAAUGUCAUAAUACUGUUAAGUUUUACUGCAAUAAAAAUGCACAUAUUUGUUAUCAGCGAUGUCUCACGAGUACAACAGUACCCCCCAUUAACAGGUUUUAUGGUGUUUUGGAAAGUUAUAGGGUCAAAUAUAGAACGUUCCAUUUUUAAAUUGAAAUUUGCCAAUUAAGUAAUGUUACCUUUGAGACGGUGUGGUAGCCCAGGAAUGAGAAUUACCCCCAUAAUGGCAUACCAUUUGAAAAAGUAGACAACCCAAGGUAUUGAACGUGGGGUAUGUUUAGUCUUUUUAAGUAGCCACUUAGUCACAAACACUGGCCAAAGUUAGCGUUCAUAUUUGUUUUUGUGUGAAAAAAGCAAAAAACUAAUAUUUGGCCAGUGUUUGUGACUAAGUGGCUACUAAAAAUGACUGGACAUACCCCCUUGGAUUGUCUACUUUUGCAAAUGGUAUGUUAUAAUUCUACAUAAUUAGAUCAUUUUAUUAAUUACAAUUUGCGGGACCUGCCUGAUUUAAUUUGUUAGCACUAUAUUUAACCCUGUAACUUUCCAAGACACCAUAAAACCUGUACAUAGGGGGUACUGUUUUACUCAGAAGGCUUCGCUGAACACAAUUAUUAGUGUUUCAAAACCGUAAAAUGUAUUACAACGAUGAUAUCAUCAGUGAAAGUGAAAUUUCUUGUAUUUUUCACACACAAAUGGCACUACACUGACAAUAUAAUUGUUGUGAUAUGUUUUACUUUUUAGAAACACUAAUAUUUGUGUUCAGUGAAGUUUCAGAGUAUAACAGUACCCCUCAUGUACAUUCUUUAUGGUGUUUUCAAAAGUUACAGGGUCAAAUAUAAGGCUUGCGUUUCAGUUUCUUCACAUUGAAAUUUGCCAGAUUGGUUACGUUGCCUUUGAGACCGUAUGGUAGCCCAGGAAUGAAAAUAUGAAACAUUUUAAUAUGAAUAAAAUAUAAAAAAAUGGGAGACUGUAUGGUAGCCCAAGAAUGAGAAUUACCCCCAUGAUGGCAUACCUAACCAGAAUGCCAACUUUGGCCAGUGUUUGUGACCAAGUGGCUACUAAAAAAGACUGGACAUACCCCAUUUGCAAUACUUUGGGUUGUCUACUAUUGCAAAUGGUAUGUCAUCAUGGGGGUAAUUCUUAUUCCUGGGCUACCAUACGGUCUCCCAUAAUAUUUUUUCAUAUUUUAUUCAUAUUAAAUUACGUUUCAUACCUAAAUAUGUGAUGUAAAACGAAAGUCUUGUUUCCCCUAAAUAGAAUUACCUAUAAUAAGUGUGGGUGCACAUAAUAUGAAAGAGGUGAAUUACGGUUGAACAGACAUAUAGUGAAAUUCCAGAUUUUGUUUACGUUUUGUUUUGAUCACAACGUGUACAUUUGGCUCAGUCUUUAAGGGGUUAAAAGCAGCUUACUCAGUGCUGUCAAGGCUGAACUGCUACAUACAUUUGAUAAGGAGGUAUUUAUGGCACAAGGGGCGUGGCUAAGGAGGUAGGCUAUUGUUGUAGUGUUUAGAAAAACAUUUUUUUGUGUGCAAAAACUACAAAGAUUUCAGCAUUAAAAAAGAAAUGAAAAUACAGCAUCUUAAAGAGAUCAAAAUCUAUCAAAUGCAUUAAAGUUGUUUUGGUUCCUGGAGUGUCACUUUGAGUGCUGUAUAUAUUUUCUACUUUAUUGAUUAGCAAAACACUGCGCUUAUGGCAUUUUUUUUUUUUUUAUCUUUGCUUAAAGGAACACUAGGCACCCAGACUACUUCAGCUCAUUGAAGUGGUCUGGGUGCAUAUUCCCAGGUCCUUAACCCUGCAAAGGUAAGUAUUGCCGUCUUCCAGAUAGCCACUAGAGGGUCGUCCAGGCUGUUAGGCGACUUUUGGUCACCUAACUGACGUUGGAUAUCCUCAUGCUAUGCAUGGGGACAUCCAGCGUCACCCCAAACCCCCUAAGGAAGAGUUGUAUAAUGCUUUCCUGUGAGGGAAGUACUAAUGCGUGCAUGACCACUGGAGCGGAGCCUGAGCCAGCGUCUAGGGACAUCAGGGCUGGACUCAGGUAAGUAAAAGAAGGUUUUUUGUUUUUGUUUGUUUUUUACCCUUUCUGUACCAUAGAGGGGGGGGGGCUACAGUGCCAGGAAAACAACUGUAAAGAAAUGAACCUAACUAAAAUAAAACAUUCCCUAUGGACUUUCUGACUUGUUAAGAAUUUCAUCAAUGGAGAACCUGUUAUACAGGGAAUGGAAGUCUGUAAAUAAUCACAUAAUUACAGUUUGAAUGUACAGUUUGUCUCAAAAUCUUACCUUAAAGGGUGUCACGUGCGUGGGCUAUAGGCCCAGCCGAGACAGUGGGGAGAGUGUGGAAGUGACAGAGUUAAUGACACCAGACCCCUGGUUACCUGUUGCUAGUCCCAGCAACCACUCAAUUAACCCCUGCAAUCCCUUCUACACUAUCCCCCUUAGUACUACUGCCACCACCAAGACUUUUAAACCCGGGCGUCUUAGGUUACCCCACACACAGGAGAAUUAUAGUAUCACAGUUCUACUUUUACUGAUAAAACAUAUAUAGUUAACCCCUUUUGGUAACGUGUUUACCUGAGCUUUCCUCUGGAGAGUGAAGCUCAUAGAGAACAGAGACACAAGCUGAUUAAGUAAACAUUUAAUCUGACAAAAAGGAUUCACAGUGCUGAGUACAAAAUACAGAAAUAAAUGACAUACAGAUAACAAAUUGCAAAACAGUACAUAAAAUAAAAUAGGAGAAAACACAAGAAAUUCCUUACAUAUAUUUACCCCAUAUAGAAUUCUUGUGGGAGUCUUAGAUGGUAUAGGUCUCCUAGAAGUUACUGACAAAAGAAAAAUGAAUAACUGACUACCCUGGAUAGUCCAACACCCUCAUAUAUCUAAACUAGUUGUUUCUCAGUGGGCAGACCCCUGGGGGGGGGAUCAGAGGGGGUUGGUCUGGAAGUCUAUUGCCCACUCGUGGAAAAUUCCUUGUGUCCAGCUCUGGUGAUGGCUAUCUAGAUGUUUUAUGGUCUAGGCCUGGUGCAAGAUCAAAGACCACAAUAAAUGUCAUCCCAAGGUUUACAAAAAACAACUCUUAACAUAUAUAAACACACAUCAAACACCAACUCAUGCUUUUGGCAUGACAAAGGGAAACUCUAAAAUUAGAAAUACAAUCACUUAUUCGUUUCUAAUUAGUGUUUCUCAAUGGGAGACCAGAGAUAGACUAAGAUUAUCAGCAGAUGAACUAAGGCUAUUGUAUAGCAUCCAAAUUUCAAAUGAACAAAGUGAAACUUUAAUAUUAGGUGUGGCCAAGGUCUUUUUUUAGAAUUUUUGGGUGACUUAUAACAAUUUACAGUGUAUCUUAUUUACACAGACUGCAUUGUAAACACGUAUAUUUUAAUCUAUAGCCUGUAUUCCUACCUCUAUAGUGCCCCUGUGCCUUGUUAGAUACAGUACCUCCACCCACACCUUCUUGAAUAAAAGUAAAAAAAAUAAUAAAGGGUUUUACUCACAGUUUUCUAGUGCAGAGAAUCUCUCAGAGCUGCUUAUCACCCUGUUUCCCACAACAUCUUUGAGGAGCCAUGGACCCCUCCGACGAUGGGCUACUGCAGUGCUCUCAUGAGCGCAUACAUCCAAGCUUCCCCUUAGAAGAGAAAUUAUUUCAAUGCUUUCUUCAUGACACAGCAGCAGUCCAUGAGGGCUGGUUUAGGAAUGACUGCCUUAAGAUAACACUGCACCUAGAACCUCAAGGCACUAUAACAACUGCAUUGAGCUAAAGUGGUUAUACCUGGAAUAAAUAAAUUCAUAUAAUGCAUAAGAAAAGUGUGUGCAUGUACAUAAUAUAUCUUUUGUUCUGAUAUUUAUUUUAAGAUACAAAUGCGAUAUAUACUAUAUAAUAAAAUAACAAAAAGGGACUCUCUUCCCUCCAAACAACUUUAAACACUUCCCGAAGUCAAUGAGCCAAAUAAUCUCUAUGAGGAGAUGCUAAUUGGCGCAGCAUGGUGAUUGCUACACAUGCUUACUUGCCGUCCAAUGCUUCACUGGGGGGAAGGAUUGGAUUGCGUGAAAUCAUCAGUAAUGAUGAUCUCAGCCAUGAGAGAAUUGGUGGCUGCGGGGAGACGGGUGCAUGGGAGGAUUAAAGGUAAUUACUUCAAUAAUUGCUGGGGGGAGGGGAGAUCAGUCUAUAAAUCUAAAUAGCUUAACAUUGAGAAGCAUUUUUGAGGCCUAUAUAUUUUAGAGUGUUGCAUUAUGUAGUCACGGAGUUGGGCCGUUCCUCCAUUUUGUAAACACACCCAUUUAAUUUAAAAGAUGUCUUAAGCCUGAUCCUUCCAAUAGACACAUUUUGCUGUACAGAAUUGGAGGGCCAACUUGAAGAAAAUACCUGUACGGUACAUUUUUGGUAUUGAGUAGUUUAAAAAGGUUAAACCUGGGUCCAGGCUCAGGCCAGUCCCUAGGAGAUAAUUUCAUAUAGAGAAAACCUUAUGCUAAAACGAUAGAUUUCACUGCACUCCCACUAACCAUGAUAAUAUGUAUCCAGGACAUCACAGCCCUUGUAGCACAAACUAGUUGUCAGUCGGUGCAUAUACCUAAUCCUAGCUGGGUUACCAGAAAUUCCACUUUACCACAGUUGUAAAUUAAUUUCCUUAAUGGAAAUAUCAUUUUCCAGUCCUCUGGCUGCAUUCAUCUAAAUGGAUCUUGCUCUCAUCUUUUUGUAAUGAACAUUGUUCUUUUGGCUAUUUCCCCCUUGUAUAUUUUGUGGGCUGUAGGAUGUAUCUGAGUCUUGCCGAUGUAGUUGUGCUAUCACAGAUGUGCUCUACAAACGUACUAUUAGGAGUUACUCUAACCCAAAAAAUAAAACAAUGUUUUUGGUUAGAGUAACCAUUACCGGCAUGCUACUGUUUGACUCCUCCUUCACAAAAAAAAAAACCUAGAGAAUGGAAGAAAAUCCUUACCUUCAAUACCUGGCCGAGGCCAAGUUCUCCUUGCAGCCUGAUCCUUCUAUGGUGAGAACUUGGUUAGUAUAAAGUGAGGUGCUGUGCCGCCAUUGGUCAUCUAGGAAUACAGAUUAUUAUUUCUAUUGUUAUCGAGUUGAUUUAACAGGUAAAAUUAUCACACUGCGUAUACGACUUCAAGCAGCAAUACCACUUUAAGCCACUGAAUUGAUCAUGGUGCGUGGAGUGAUGUAUAAUUUAUAUUUGGACAGCUUUGACCUUCAUUAUUUUAGGCACAUUCUUAAAGGGCAAACUGCUUCUAAUGUAUAAAAAAAGAAUGCUUAUUAAAACAUUUUUUUUUUUUAAAGACUUUCUAUUUUUUUUUAAUUAUUAUUAUUUAUUAUUAUUAUUAUUUUUUUUUUAUAGGUGUAAACUUGCUUCUCUAACCAAGAAGUAUCAUCAUGGAGCCCGAAGUCAUCCGAAUGUAUUCUUCAUCUCCACCUCCUCUUGACAGUGUUGCAGACGAUGAUGAAGACGAUGAAUUUGGAGAAUUUGGGGGCUUCUCCGGAGUCGGUAAUUCUGGAAUGGGAUUUUCAGAUUUUGAUGCAGUUAAUUAUGCUAAAUCUCACGAAGACUUUAUCCCAUCAAAACACUUCAUGCCAAUUCAUGAUUACUCAGAUAAUGUAAAUAACUACAGUAGCCUUACCUCUGUCCCAGACAAACAAAUCGUGUCUGAGAUUACUUCCAAGAAGGGACCUUGCAGAGUGUUAGAAACUAACAACAGCAACGAAUUAUCACCAUAUAUUGCUGCUCUGGAGAAUAAAGGGAGCUUAGCAGAGAAUUUGAAAAGGGCAGAUUUCAAUGUGGACUCAGAAAACAGCAUUUCAGGUGUUGGCAGUACUGAAUUAAAUAGUAAGGAGGAGCCGAUAGCUGGUACGUGUAAUGGAGAGAAGGCACACUGUCCAGAGAAUCUUACAAAUGGGUUUGCAGUAGUAGAUUCUGUUGACCCUCAGGGAAAAGAAGACCUGGACAGCAUUCAUGGUUCAAAGGGAUUGAAGUCUUUCACUACUCUGAGUACAGAUCUAGACUUAGAAUUUACACCGAGUCCUGAGGAUGAGUUUGCAGACUUUUCCUUAUUUUCAAAAAAUGACUCUGUACAUCUAGAGCAUUUGCACCUGAAAACAAACAGAGGUUCACAUGAAGGAGAGACUGCAGAUAUCAAGGAAACCACUACACUGAACAGUAAUGAAAAUGAUUCGAUAAAGAAAGUACUUCCAGAUCUGGUCUCUGGAAAUGGGGACAAAGUAGGUGAUCUGGAUUGCACCAAUUGCAUUUCUGAAGGCGAUACAAUGUCAGAUGACAUUGUUGAACCCCAUGUAGCAUCUACCAGUGCUGUGAUGCAGUUAAUGGAUACAGAACGUGUUUCCGGAAAAAUUAGAGAGCUUGUACAAAAUAAAGAGGAUUUCCCAGAAACCGAUGACGUUAGUUAUGUCACACAAGUCCAGUCGUUGGAAAUGGUCGAAACCAAUCAAAACACAAUACCAAAUUUAAAUAGUGAUGAUAAUUACAAUAGUGAUGAUUUGUCCAGUGUUUUAAAAGACAACAUUUUAAGUGAGAAUGAAAAUGCCAGUCAUCCUGUUAGUGAAAAUGUGUUUUGGAACUCUGAAGUCCCUAUUAGGAAUCAACCACUUUCUUCAACAGACCAUAGCAAAGUACAACUGGAUGCAAAUGUAAACAAACUUAAUGAUGACUUUGGUGAAUUUGAGGAAAUAAACACAGUCCCUUUUGAAGUGGAGCCAAAAGUAACACCAGACGAAACAUCAGCAUUUCAGGAUUCUGGUGAAAAACAUUCUGGAUUUGAGUCUCACAAUGAUUUAGAAUCGUUUGAUGAUUUUGGAGACUUUAAUUCUACAGCAAAAACUGGAGACCAGAGUAGUUUUCAAGAAUCUGAUGAUUUUGCGGACUUCAGUGCGGCUGGUAAAACCGACCAGUCUUCAGAUUGGAAGGCUUUUGAUGAUGACCACAUAGAAAGUUCAGCAUGGAAUGCAUUUGAUCAGGAGACUGACUACUCUGCUGCAGACUCAGAGUCUUGGCAGACACAUAGGACAAACGUGCCUUCUAGUGACCAAGCCAUAAACAUGCAAAGCGAUGUGACACCAGUAUUUCAUGAAUCUGAACCUAAUUUUCUCACUAAUGGGUCAACAAGUGGAUCUCAGGUAAUGCUGUUUUUUCCUUUGUCUUAGAAGUGUUAUUUAAGAAUAGUUAUAGCCUAAGCUACUAUUUUCAUGUCUCUCUAUUGUCAAUUGUUUUAAAACCGUACCGGCUUUCAAGAACAUUUUAGUACUUCAAAUCACAAAUGCAUAGUGUUUCAACCCAAGGCAGUGGCAUUUUUAUUGCCAAGCCUGACUUUAGCAGUUAUGAAGUACUGUAAGUAGUGUCACUGUAAGUUAUGUUAUGUCCAAAGAUGACCGUUGCUCCAGCCGGUAUAGCAGGUGCUAUGUGUUCUAGUAUAGGAUUACAUGUUGAUUGAUGGCAGUGUGUGAAAAGAUUGAGUAUAAAAGGGUUAAUAGCCCUAAGCCUCUAGAUUUACAACUCUAACCAGACAUAAAGUUACACCAGAUUAACACUCAAAUUCUACUUACACCACCCCAGGUCAUUACGUAACCAUUGGUAAAAUCUAGGCUUUUUAUUUGGGUGUCUUGUGUGGUCACCAACAAUUUGGUAAUGCGAUAAAUGUACAUACUGUGAAUUUGCUCAAGGUUUAAUACAUUGGCAGUCAGGACUGGAAUGAUGAGUGCACCUUAUUUGUGGAACAAGUACUUAAAGGGGUAGAAAAGAGAGAUAUAAUGUUUAUACUUCCUUUAUUGCAUAUUCUAUUUUAUUUUCAAAUUUCUUAUAUAUUCUGUUAAUAGCUUGCUAGAGCUUCCUGUAUGUGAUUACAUUUAGAUUUACAUAAAAACUUCUAAAGUAAGUUUACAUCUGAUUGAAAAUUAAACUUUUUUCCCUGCACACUUUGACAGUAACAGCCAGGGGAGGCGUGGCUAGGGCUGCAUGAACAGAAACACUAGGGAUUUAACUCCUAAAUGGAAGAGCAAUGAAACUGCAGGGUUAUAAUCUCUACACUAAAACUACUUGUUUAAGUAAAAGUUGUUUUAAUGCCUGUACUAUCCAUUUAAAGGAGAACUGCCAUGUCCAACGGUUUUUAAUAUUCUGUUUACGUAUCCCUAUAAUUAGCAAAUCUGUAUUUGUGAGGUACAAAAACAGAAAAAUACAUGGAGAAAUCAACACCUUCAGAUAGGUGCCUCCAUCUUACCUUCCUUUCAAUCAUUGUUCGUUAACUCUGUCUUUUAAAGAAAGCAGUGACGAAUAGAAAUAAAGUGUCUGUUUCUCCCUGUAAUUUGCCCUGGCUUUGACUUGUCUGAACUGGAUUGUACUAAUUCUUUAAUAGAAAUGUUACAUGGGGCACCACAUACAGUAUGUGAAUGAUAACGCGAGCUGUAGGUGAUUUCCCCCCAUGUUUCCUUCAACAGUGUAAACAUUAUAGAAGUGACCGUUUCUUUAAAUAAAUUAAAUACUCUAUUAAUGCCACAACUGCAAACUAAAAAUAAAACAUUUUACAACCCCCAACGAACUAGGCAGGAGCAAGCCUUUUCUGUAAGGGUGCGUGGCAAGAUAAUUUUUUAAUAUAUCAGGCUUGAUAGGGAGGAUAUUACCCAAGCCACUGUUUCCAAUCCACCCUUCCAUAUCUUCAUAGUGAACAGAUGUGUUUUUUUUUUUUUAUAUCAACGUUAUACUUUCUAGCACGUCUUUAAAACACCAAAUAGAAACCGCAUUUAUGCACUUUAUUCUCUGAAGAAUAUACAGAGUAUGUGCUGAAAGGUGCAAAUGGGUAACUUGUGCAUACCGAGACCUAUACACUUGCCUAGCUAGAACUUAUAUUCUGAGUGAUCUGUAAGGAUAAUGUUGCAGCUGUAGAGUGCUAUAACCAUCAAAAUGUGGUUUAUUUGCCUGCUCUAAAGAGUUUACAUAAUGCAGGACUUACUCUUAAUUUUGGUUCUGCCAGGUAGUAGAUGUGCAGAACAGAUAAUCAGUGAUCUAUAAUUCUCCCUCCUUUCUCUCCCAGAUAAGAGCUGUGUAGGUCCAAGCCAUGGUGCUAUACUCAAAAAGACCAGGUUUCCUAACUAGAUCGAUAAUAUUAUAGUUAAAGUUCCCAGCUAUGCUUAUCAUAAUUCCUUCUACAGCUACUUAACAAGUAACUUAUUGUCUGUAUAGCACUUUUUGGGCCAAAGGUAUUGGCUACAUUGAGGCAACUGCGUUCAUAAUAUUUUAUGUAUAUGCAGAUAAUGCAAGUCGAUCACUUUUGUCUUUUCUUGCAUAGCAAUCAUUACUGAGCCGUCUUGAACGAAUCAUUCAAGUCUGUUUUCCUCCUCCACCUGUAUCUGAAACAGAAGAAAGUAUACCAUCCUUAGAUGACCUCUUAACAGUCACACUCGAGAAAACCACAAAGUCCAUGGCUGGCACCAGGUAAGAACACAGUUUGUGCUUCGUGAAUAUUAUUCUCUGAAAGGGGAUAAAUUGGUGUUACAUACAAAAUAUCCGGAUAAGUAUAGUCCCAUGUCAUCUCAGGACAGGUACAAGCCUGUCUCUACUCGCUAUAAUCAGGGGCUUCUAAAUUGAUAAGCUAGAGUUGAAAAUCCCAUUGCAGCCUUAAAACGAUAUCCCUAUUUAUUUUCCACUGUCAAGUAAUGGUCUAUAUAUGUGUUCCAGUAGUAGACUGCCCCAGGCAUACCACAUUUUAUUUAGCUCACUUUUAUUCCUUCAAGAUUUAAGGGACACUGUAGGCACUGUAACCACUUCAUCUCAUUGAAGUGUUUAUAGUGUCUGGUCCUAUCAUUCCAAUCGGUACUGCACCGUGUGACUGACGUUCGGUGUCUCCGACCUCUGCAUGGAGACAUUGAACUUUUCUCAUAAAGAUGCAUUGAUUCAAUGCAUCUCUAUGAGGAGAUGCUGAUUGGCCAGGGCUGUGUUUGGCUUUUGCCGGCUCUGCCCCUGAACUGCCUCCUUGACAUUCCCGGCCAAUCUAAUGCUUUCCUAUGGGAAGCAGACUGGCAUAAUAGUAAGAUUUUACUAUAUUUAGUGGAGCGGGGGGCGGAGGGAGGGUGUGCAUAUAGUGUUUUUUACAUACAUGUUUGUGUUUCUGACCCUACAGUGUUCCUUUAACAUGUCGUAACUCUAGGAUUUAGCACUUAGCCUGGCUAAAUGACCGUUUGUGAUUUGAAAAGUGUUGUAGGAAUAGUUAAUAAAUACAAAGACCUGAUUCAUUGUCAAUGGAUAAUACAAUUAUUUAUAUUUAAGGUCUACAAAUACCAUAACCACUGCAGCCUGCUAUGCUGGUUUUGGUGCCAAAAAGUAGGUCCACAGUAAGUAGUCAAACCAUUUUUAGUAGUUUGGCAAGUUACCAGGAUCCUGUUCAUGGAUAUAUUUAUGGGGCCAUCAACAUGGUGACGGUAAACCCAAACUAUAUGCAAAAAGAAAAGAAAUUUAUACUGUAACACCAGGAACUAGCCGUGAAUACUCUUUUUUUUUUUUUCAUCCACUCAAAAUGAACCCGGCAACGUUUUGACCUAUGACAGUCUUUGUCAAGCCUGGUUUGACAGCCAACUACCGGAUGAGAGUUCUGUGAUGUUUCACAUAAGCUGUUUAGUGAGUGGUUUCCUCUUUAUCCUAUUUCAUUAGGUGGAUAUAUUUUUUUAGAGAUAAAUUAUAGAAGAGAAUAGAUAAGGUUAAUGAUGGUUUCAUAAGGUAUAAAGAAGCAGAAUCAUUUUUUCCAUAUUACAACAUUUAGUCUUUGGCGGUUUUGGCCCGCAGCAGCCCCUGUGUGGGGGUUUCCACCGCAAACAGGCAGCUGCCAAAGGGGUGUUAUUCCACCGUUACAUUAAAAAGGAGAAAGGUGGUCAACAGUGUGUAACGCUGAGCAAAGUAUACUCUCAUAUAUUUAUGUAAGGAGAGGUUACCCCAAGUACAGUGUUCUAGGUAGACAGAGGAAUGUCCACACCGGAGCCUUGUGUAUCCUUUCAUUUGACAUGCCUGUGAAUGUUGUUAGAAUUCUUAGUGACAGGGGUAGUGGUGUCUGCGUGAUGAGUUGUCCAGAUUGGUAGCUGCAGGGUGUGAGCGAGAGUCAUCCCAUCAUGUGGACAUUAAAUGGAUAUUUUAACUACCAACAACCAGAGCCAGAAUCUUAGUGAACAAGUUCUUGCCCUCAAUUUGUUAGGGUGUAAUUUUUUUUAUUUUUUUUUAAUUCUUUAUUUUAUUUGUGCAUAUAUUUAACAAUCAUAUUCGCACUGCCACGACAGCUGGGGCAAAACGUAAUGGAUACAUGCUGUAACAGAUACGUGGCAUAAUACUAAACAGUGCACAUUUUUAUAUACACAAAACCAAGUCGCUACAUCUUUUUUCCGAGUACAGGCUUUGUAUGUCAGCAACUAUCACAUUUUUCAUUCUCAGGCAUGCAUUCAUUGUUAUUUAUUUUAUUUUACAUUACACCUGUUAGCCGUGUGUAGUCUGUAUAUGUUGCGUGUUCUCUGUGGUUCGCAAAUAUUGGGGCCUGUAUUGUAUGGGGAGAUUAUCAAGUCAUACAGGAGGUCUUAGCCUGCAUUGGGUAGCGCGUUGACUGUUUUUCCCUCUUCACCACAGCUCUACGCGCGCACCGUCACCGCUCUCCCCCACCUUGUGAGUUGCAUUUGCUCUACUUAGCUUUGUGUUUUGAGUAUAGUGAGGGAAAGAAAGAGAAAGACAGAAAGUGGGGUAUUAGAGGUGAAUGAAGGGGGGGGAGGGGUGUUGGGGGGGUAGCGGCAUCAGCGAUUCUUUCUAGUGUUCGACUUGCUAUUGAUGGGAGGGCAUGUUGGGCCUCUCUAUGCUAGGGGGCUGCCAUCCCAGGGUGCCCAUAUUUUUUGGAACUGUUUUUCCGUUCCCCUAACUCUUGCCGUCAGGUCGUCCAUUGUACGUACCUCUCUUAUUCUAGUUAUGACCCCUGCUACCGCCGGGGUUGAUGAGGGUGUAAUUUUUUAAAUUGAAAAAAAAAAAAAGUAGAUUUAUUUUUUCUUACCAUGCAAACACUAUUUGAUGCAUGUUUAUUGUAGGAUUCUGAUGGGGUUUUUUGUGUUGGUAAACAUAAUGCCAGGAAUUAUUAUUAUUUAUAUAGUGCCAACUUAUUUCACAGCCCUUUUCAAUCAUUGAAUGGGUAUAAUUGACAAAUAGUAGUUGACAUACAGAAUAUUAACAGAGACAAAAGGUGAAGGAGGCCCUGCUCAAAAGCGCUUACAAUCUAUGAGGAAGGGAUAUAGACACAAGGAAUAGCAUCCUUCACCCCCUCCCUCCCUCUGACAUGCUAAGAUACCUUUGUUUUAAGUGGUGUGUGGAAGAAAAGCUAGGGUAUGGAGGCAAAGGAACUGAGGAGGACAAUUCUAAUGAGAGAAGUGUCACCUAAUAAGAUAGUAGGCUUUCCUAAAGAGGUAUUUUUUUUAGUUUUUUACUUGCUUCUUAAAGAACCGAAAUCUUGGGAAAAGUCUGGCACCAAGUGGGGAAUUCCAUAGGAAUUAUUCUGCCCUUUAUAAAUCAUACCAGAACAAGCAGAUAUCAAAAGAAGUUUGCUUGCAGAACAAAGGGGGCGAGAAGGUGUGCAUAUAUUGGGUGGAGAGGAAUUGUUGAAAGCUUUGUAGGCAAAUGUUAGCAGUUUGGCUUCCUGGAACCAUCAGGAUCCAAUUAAAUGCAAACAAUCUUUAUAAUGAACUUACUGACUUUAUUUUGCCUACUAUUGAAUCUUCUUUGUUAUUGGUAAAUAUAAUUUAAUUUGCUUUUCUAACAGUUACUUUAGUGAAACAGUAGUUUGAUGGUCAUUUGCAAACUUUAAUGUUUCUGUUUCCUGAUUCAGUGCAGUACAUGUCUUUAGGUUUUCAUUCUCUUUUACAUGGUUGAUAUCACAGGUGUGUUGGGCAUAUUUCAGAUUAAUGGUGGACAUGGAGUCUGAGCGUGUUAACAAUACCUUGUGAUUUGUAUUUUUUUUUAUUUAUUUUUUUUGUCCCCCCAACCCAUACAGAGAAGUGCUGGACAUAUGGCCAGAGCUCCAGGAUAUCCAUGAUGUCUAUGCACUGAAGCACCAAUGGGGAGGUUCGCAAAGCAACAAAAAACUCCUUUGUUCCUUAGGAAUCGACACGAGGAAUAUAGUACGUUUUAAACAUUUUUAUUUUAUUUUCAGGGUGUUUUUAGUGGGGCAUUUUUAGUUGUUUGUACAUGUCUAUAAACUAUUACCUGUAUAUUUUAUUUAGUUUCAUAAAAGGAGCACUCCAAGCACUAUAACUACAGCAUGCCCCCAUGUUGGUGGUGAGGUUGCUAACAAUGUGACUUCUUACCCGCGGUCUGCCAGACGCUUCUUCCUGCCUCAAUGAGAACUGGAAGCUCAGAGCUUAUCCCUAAGGUGAUGCAGGGCGUUGCUCAUUGGCUUAAAAAAAGUAUCAGCUGACACGCAGCCAAUAGGCUGGCCCUGCAUUGCAGGAUUUAGUCCAGGAGAGCUCCGGUUCCUAGCAACAGCUUCUGGCUCUGUGUACCAGACAAGGUAGUGGGUGGCGGCUGACAAACUCAUGGUAAGAAGUCAAACCGUUGGCAAACAGCUUCACUACUUAUAUUGGGCACAGCACUAGGCUCUCAUGGCACCAUACACACUACAGUGCUUGGAGUAUUCCUUUAAACAUUGAGUUAGCUACAACUUGCAAACUUUAGACCACAGUAGCCAAGUUUACGGAAUAAGUAUUUGGAAUUUAGGGCCUUGAUUUUAAAAGAUGAUUUUCAGCUUAUUUAGUGACCAUACUGCUUCAAUUACACAACCAUUAUUACAUCAAAAUCAGAAAAUUAGUCUUUGGGUGCUUGUCCCUGUGUUUUGAAUGGUUGGCGAGAGGGGAUAAUGACUUCACUUCAAUGGCAUUCUGUUGGCAUUAGUCAGGAAAUUUGAGAUUCAGAUUACUUUCUGAACAGUCCAGCAGAGGGCAGACGUUUCACAGCUGUCUCGUCCUCUGCAUAAUUGCAACAUUAUGUUUACCUCUGUAACUUUAAGUAUGAAAGAGAUCUUAAAAGCUAAAAGCACGGUCCUUUCGUGUCUUUCCAAAACACAGCUUGAAAUUCCCUAAUGAAAUCAUUAAUCAAGCCAUGUCUGUGUACAUUGUAUGGGUAUCUUUUGGAGACUGAGCCUCGUUAUCGUUCUUUAAUGGGAAGGUAUACGCUAUGAGUUUGUGAAGACAUUUACAAUUCGAUUUUGUUUAGUAUCCUAGACAAUUGUGUGCAUUCAGUUUACUGUUUACUUUUUGUAGCUUUUUACAGGCAACAAGAAACAACCAGUAAUUGUGCCUAUGUAUGCAGCUGGUCUGGUAAGCUCCCUGUUACGAUAAGUAUAAGUAUUUUUAGUAAAAAUCUAUUAAAAUGUUAUUUAUUAUUAUUUCUCAGAGUUCUUAUAUUCUGUUUUUGUUGCAAUGCAUUUGCAUGGGCUCUCCUUGAUCUAAAAUGGUAAUCCAGACAUGGACCCCGUGCUCACUGUGCCUAGAGGGGUAUCAGCUACACCUCACUGAUGAGGCCCACAGAAGGCCAAAACAAUUGUCCAGGGCUGCUGUAUUUCUCAUACAGAGAGAAUUUGCCGGAAUUUUAGUCUGAUAUGCAAAUGGUAUAGGUUCUCUUUGUAAUUUAUUAUUUGUUGCCUGAUAGUGGAAAGCCCUCCUGUGUCUUUACAGAUGCUUGCCUUCUUACAUGUAAUUCCUCUUCACAUUCCUCCACUGAAAAUGGCACUGCCACGUUUCCUAAGUUUGGGAGGUAUCCAAUACACAUAGUAGAGUCACUGAAUACGUUAUUUGAAAUACAAAUAUCAAUGAAAUUCUUCCUACACUUUUGUAAGGUAUGAAUUUGGGAGGGAUCUUGGCAAGGCUAGGAGGAAAGGCAUGAGAAUGACAUGCAGGUAAGGAAAGCAAGGAAUGUCUGUUUUGGGCAUUCAGCUGUAGCACCCUGCUGGUUCUAAAUGCAACUGCAAUUGGCACAAUUUAUUGCCAGCUCAGUACAUGAACCUGUUUUACACUUUUAGUUAGAUUAUAUAGUGUACUGCUGCCAAUUAUUACUGUAUGUUUAUGUAGGAAAGGUAAACCCUGAUAAAUUAAACGUUUGGGUCCCAAAUCAUUAAGCAAACUUAAUUUCUUUCCCUGUGAGCACUGCGGUUUUGUUGUUUGUUUGACUAAAUUAUUAGAAGUGGCAAAUUAAGACCAGCACUGUAAAUCUAUUGUAUUUUUAUUUAUUUACAUUACAUAUUGUCACAUACGCAGAAUAUUUCAGGUAAAGCUCCUGUACGUGGCCCUCACGUUGGUUAACUAUUAGUGAUUUGACCACAAGUGGGGAGCUCAAAAAAACAGCAUUCCACACAGAGGACAAACUACAAAGGCUAGUCACACAGCCUUCCCUAAUCGUUUUCAAACCGUUUUUAAACCGCCUCCAAACCCAAGACAGUUGAUGAAGAGCUUGACCAUAAACCGCAGUAUAGGAAUAGGCACAUUUCCCUGCUUACAGAAGAGCUUAAGCAACCUGUGUCCACAUCUGUAGUACAAAUAUGGCACCUAUACUUCAGGUCCACAUGUGGCACAAGAUCAGAAGUACCUGCAUCUAUCUGUAAUUCAUCAAAUGUGGUUUAGCACAUCAUGUGUGGGGGAAACUAUCCUUCCUUUACAUUAAAGGUUCCAUUUCCACACAUUAAAAAAGAAAACAAUGCCUGUGUAAACAGGCACAGCAUUGUGGAUAUUAAGGGGACACUAUAGGUACCAUAAGUGUUUCAUCUCUUUAAAGUUGUGACAGUGCCUGGAGUUCCUUGGUAAUUUCUCAUAGUUCAGGGUUAAACCAUUUAUGAAUAAUUUAACACUGAAUAAGGGUCCCUUGGCAUACAGUGCCUUACCUUCAGUGUAGGUAUGGCUAAGGCAGUGUUACACUUGUACCUUUAUUUCUGCUAAUGCUGAAGCAUUACCUGAGAAGCACGGAGAUUCUGCACUGCAGAUGCAUGAGAAGCUUCAUUCUGUGUUAAAUAGUUUAACACAAAGAGCUGGCACCAUAACAACUUCAAUUAGGUCAAGUGGUUAUGGUGCCUAAAGUGUCCCUUUAACAUCACCGUACUCUUGGGAUCUGUAUUGUUGGUUCACAUACUGCAUGUAAGAAUACAUUGUGUGUACUUUCGAACUUGGCCUUACAGUAACCAUAUUUCAUAAAACCAACAAGAUAUUUGUGAGGUUUUUUUUUUAGUCUUGUGUUUUAUUUAUUUAUUUAUUUGGCGGGGAAUGCUCUGGUUAAACACCUCUACAAUACAAUAUUAGUAUUUCUGUCUAAAAAGGGACUGCUCCUUUCAACAAGGAACUCUUGAAAAUGUCUAGUGCAUUUUAUAUAUGCGUUCAUGUUGUAAACUAUAUUCUUGAUUUAUGUGCAGGGUAUGCUGGAGCCAACCAAGGAGCCUCUAAAGCCUUUAUCUGCUGCAGAAAAAAUUGCAUCAAUAGGACAAUCUUCACCUGUCCAUCCAGCUGAGGGCAUUUGUGCUUCUGUCCAGUUACAGGUGUGCCUUUUAAGUCAUUUACUAGAAGCACAGAGUGUUUGGGGCCUGAGCUGAAAUAAUCCUUAGAUGUUCCUUUUCUGGUUUUGUUUUGGGUUUUAUUGUUGAUCUGAAAUAUUCAGAUACAAAUUCUUCCAAAAUAGGGAGAGGAAAUAACUUUUUUUGUGUGUGUUGGGGUGGGAGGGGGGAGUGCCUGUCUGGAUGUAAAAUAUAGAGCACGUAGGGACAUAGUUAUCUGUUUAGUAAAAGUCCAAUGAGAGUAAAAUUAACUUUUCCUAAUCUUUGCUUUCAUCAAGAUCCAUCACUUGGUGGAUAACAAUGGGAACAGCAUGUUUCAUGGUGGCACAUCACAUCUAUCAACAUAGACACAUGUCCAAAAGUUGCUUUUUAUGCCAAAUGAAGAUUUAUAUAAUUUUGUAACAUUUAUUCAAAAUCAAGCAGACAGAUUCUUCUUUUUGUUCUCAUUAAAUAUUUAAAACACUUCUUGUCUUAUGCCAAUCGGUAUACCAUUGAGGUUGGUUUUGAUGCAAUCUAAUUGUACCCAUUCUGUUUACUUUCGUUGCAGGAAUCGCUCCCUCCUGUCCAGUUCGACUGGAGCAGCAGUGGCCUUACCAACCCAUUAGAUGGUACGUCUCUCCGUAGAACCUCUAGCACCAGAGCUAGACUUAAGAAAGCUUCAGAAUUCAAACAGUCCUCUCUGUGCUGAUCUUUCCUCUUCUCUUUUUUUAGUGUAAUCUUGGAAACAUUCAGGCUUUCUUUCUGCUUUUCUUCACCAGCCCUGCCAAUUAAAUUUUGGUGCAUAAAGCCUAUUGGUAAAAAUGUUUUGUUAGUGUUAGGGUUAUGAAAAUAUAUUAUGUAUAAUAGCUGCUGUGUUCUAGACAACACAAGCAUUUGUCUUUCUGUAACCAACUAACAGAUUCUUUGUGAAAACCCUUUUCUUUGUUUUAUCCAUUUAUCUUCUAUUAUCCAAAGGAAAACCAGGUAUGUUUUAUAGACUAUAUUUUUUUCGCCUCUUUUACAGUCUCUAUUUCCAUUUCCAUCCUUUUAUGGGGUUUUCUCUACCUCCUUAAACCAGUCAGUAUUACUAUUACGUAGCAGUAUUUAUCAGAGAUAUCUUGGUAUAUUGAAUGUCACUUAAAAAAAAAAAUCUGGUAUUUUUACACGCUGCACUGGGUGGUGGAUAAUCAUGAAAAGCCCACAGAGCCCAUGUGUGUAUUCACCGUAUCUCAAAAAAUUAAAUCCAAUUUAAUAUAUUGUUUCCAAAUUAUUUUCCAAUCUUACAAUUUACUAACAAUUGGUUUGAUUGACAAAAUGAGAUUAUGUUCUCAUCCGUGGGUUUUACCCAGUAUCUGAUGACAGAAGGAAAGCCUGGAUGAGUUGAUUUCCUAUUUACCACUGUUGUCUGGUGAAAUGUGUCCAAUUAAUUUAGUUUUUUAAUCUAUUUUAGUGUCUAAAAGGGGAACAAUUCAGCUGCUUGUUUAUUUUUCUUUGAACAAAUCCACAUAUCAUUCUUACACUUUGUGUUUUAUAGAGAAGAAUUCCACAUAACUUUGCAGUUUGUGUAGCCCUCUUCAUCAACAAUCACAGGGGUACAAUAAUAUUUCAUGGGAACCACAAUAUGUCAGAUUUUUUUUUUUUAAUCUUGUUGCAGUCAGUCAUAUUUACUCACGAUGGUUUUAUUUAUACAGUGUGUAUUUUCUGUCUUGGCACCCUUACUGUGGCACUACUGUGUUAGCCACUGACAUAAAGCGAGGGCUCCCGUUUAUCACCAUGAAACCAAAUUGACAACAAUAGAAUCCCCUUGGAGUCAUAGUUUACCUUAUUAAUCUUGGGGUAUGAGUAGGUAGUUUCCUGUAGAGUUGUGUUUUUUUCACACUUUGUUUCCUCUUUCAUUUAGUCAUAUUGCAGCACCGUUCAAUGGUCAAAUCAUUGUGCUUGUAUCCACAUACAGGGUUUUCACUGAAGUGGCCUAAAAUUUAAAAUUUAUUGUGCUUUCAAUUCACAAAGGAGAUAAACUGAAAAAAUCUGACUUGGAGUUUCUUUGUGGUCUGACAGUAGAAAUUAAUUUUAAAUUCAAUGCCACUGAGACCAUAGCAAAGCCUUUAAAGUUUCAAUAUGGUGGCACUUCAAAAGUUUUAACAGAGGUAUGGAUUUUUUUGGUUUUGUUAUUUAUUUAUUUAAAAUCUAUUCAUACAAGGGUCUAGAGAGAUAUCCAAUCUAGUUGUCCUGACACAAAAUACUUUAAUUUACAAAGUAUGCUGACUGCAUGCAAUGUGUGUUCUGCCUACAUGUAGUGUGGUGUGUGUGUGUGUGUGUGUGUAUUGGUCUGAUUUAGUGUGUGCACUAGCUAAAUGUAGUGUGUGUGUGUGUGUGUGUGUGUGUGUGUGUGUGCGCGCGCGCGCAUGCGUGCCCUGGUUAUAUGCAGUGUGUGUGUGUGGUGUGUGCUGGCUAAAUGUAGUGUGCGUAUGUAUGUGCAUGUAUAAAUGAGUAUAUGUAGCAUACUCUCACAGAUCCCAUACAAAAUUUUAUUGUGAUUAUUGAAUUAAUCAAAAUUGUCCACACUGACACACAUGCCCACAAACACACACAUUGACCCACUUACACACAAACUAUAUAUUCUGUGCAGUAACUUGCAUCUUUCACAUUACCAACAGCCUUCAUAGUCCAGCACUUGGUCGGUAGCUUGUCCCAUUCACUUCUCCCUCCUUCAAGAAUGAGUGUCUGCCGCCAAGAUAUGACAUCAUGCUGCAUCCUGGCGGCCUGUAUCUCUGUGCAUUGCAAAGAGCCUCUGCCACAACUCACCACUCCUUAGCGGUAUACUGCUCUGCAAAAUUUCCCAGUGGGCCAGUCCUUCCCAGGCAGUCCAUGGCUGAAAGAAUAGAAAAACAACCUGCCCAGCACCCCAAACUGCAUGUUGCAUUAGUCAGGUGAAAAAAAUUCCACAUCCCUGCUUGAAGUUAUUCAAAUUUUAACUGAAGUACAUGUUGUUCUAGAUUAAAUCCCAUGAUUAUAUUAUUUACGUUACUUAAAAUAGCAUUUUUAGGAGUUUAUAUUCUAAGCAAUGUGCUUUAGUUAAAAAAAAAAAAAUCACGUUUGUAACUCCAAUCACGUGUCCAUCCCCAACCCCUCCCCCUCCAAUUUGACUUUAUUCACCUGCAUUUUAGAAGUUUAAUAAGACCACAAAUCUCCUUGUUAAAGUGAAUAAUCCCUUUGCGGUGUGGUAACCACUCAUUGUUCUUAACAUGCUGUUUCCCCCUAGCAAAUUCUAGAUUUAAAUCUUUACACUUACGCUGAAUUUUUUCCCUUUUAAACCAUAUCAUUAUAUUUAGAUUUAUGAAUUGUAUUCUUUAAGCACCUCUUUCUACUGUUUUCACUCUAACGAUUAACACUGUAGGAUGUUGGUAUUUUCUCACUGGAAUGAAUACUAGCCAGUACUUGCAUGUUUAAGUGUGUGUCUUACCCCCUUUUUGCACACAAACCCCAUUCUUUUGGCUUACCUUCUUUACGGCUGAAUUCCAACAUGGUCACUGAAUUUCAAGCUAAUGGAGGUUCCACUCUUCUGAACCUUGAUUUCUUUGGGCCCGUGGAUGAAAGUGGCUCCAGCACCACCACUUUCCCAGGUCAGCUGAGUGUCCGUAACGCUAAGUAGACUUCAAAUGGUUUUCUGUGAAAGCAUGAAACCCAUGGCUUUCCUAUAAACAAGAUGCCUGUUUCUGUUGCACUUGCAGUGGUUUUGUCUGUCGUUUGUAAUCUGUUUGUAAAAAUCAAAAUUUGAAUGUUCCAUGAACCUAAUCGAACUCCGAACCCGCUACUGAAAUUGUCCCAGAUAAUUUUUUUUAAUUUAAUGAUUAUUUAAUCUUGCUAUGCAUUAAUGACGCAUUUGUUUUUCUAAUUUGUUAAAAGUAGAUGUUAACCUUAGUGUGUUUGAGAGAGGAAAAAAAGCGCAUUAAAACUGUCUGAAUCAAUGUUUCAGUCACUUAUAUUUUUAAUUCUACUAUAAUAAAGUCAUGCAAAAAAAGCACAAUAUUGUAAUUUUUCUUCUGAGAGAAUUUUUUUUAUUUGUUUUCAUUCUGCCAGUAAUAUUUUUUUUUUCAUGCCCUUUUUGUUAUAGAUACACAUAUUUAACAAGCAUUAUGCAUACAUAAUUAAAUGGUCAUUAACACCUUAAUAUAUACAAAUUCUACUUGGAACCUACAGGAAUCUCAAUGUGUGCUUCCUGGUAGAGUAUCAAUAAUAUAAGUAACUUUUAUACGUGAUAGCACACAAGCACAGCAAAUAUGUCAAAUAUCAGAAAUUGUCAACUGUACAUUUUAUUGCCAGAAGGAGCAAUGCACAUUAGACAACUCAAGUAAUGUUGCAUCACGUACAUGUUGUAUUAUUAUUUUAUUAUUUAUAUAGCGCCAACAAAUUCCGUAGCACUGUACAAUGGGUGGACUAACAGACACAUAAUUGAGAUCAGACCACUGGACGUACAGGAACAGAGGGGGUUGAGGGCCCUGCUCGAUGAGCUUACAUGCUAGAGGGAGUGGGGUAUGGUGACACAACGGGUUAAAGUAGGGAAUUAAAUAGUUUGUUAGAGAAGGGUUUAUUGAGUGCUUGGUAGGUCAUUUUUGACAGUUUCAGGAAAGGAGUCACGGGGUGGGGGGUAUUCUGACUAAAUGCUGGAUGUUUCCAAACAAUCAAAACUACACUUAAAUUAAAAGGGUUAUUCACAAAAGUGAGAAUUAUGUGAAUUACAAAUGUAAGGUGAAAAUAGCUGAACUGAAAGAGUCAGAUAGUGUGAUCUAAAAUUGUCAAUUCAGUUAUCACUAGUGCAGGGAUAGGCAAUCUCCAGCACUUCACAUUUUGAGGACUUUUUCUCUCCUGAUGCUUUGCCAGCAGUAUGACUGCAAGAGAAUUAUGGGAGAUGUGGCAUACAAAAUCUGAAGUGCUGAUGGGUUGCCUAUCGCUGCUUUAGUAAAUAACCCUGGUAGUCAAACAGCCAGUAGAUUAAAUGAAGAGAGUGCAUUUUUGGCGGUUCCUUCUGGUAGGGGUGUAAGCCUGAGUAAAAUCUCUCUUAUAUAAACUGAAGUUUCAGGUUAUUUUGAGGUAAAGUGCUUUUUUAUUUAGUUAACCUAGCUCAAUCUCUUCAGGCCAAAGAACUAAAAUUUCCUUAGAUUUAUUAGGACAAUAUCUAUUGCCCUCAUACGUACAUUAAAGAACCACUUUAUUUCAAUGAAGUGGUGUGGGUGCAGUGGUCCUCUCAUUUUAACCCUGCAAUGUGGUUUUGUAGAAACUGUAAUAUUAACACCUCUUGUAACAGCCACUAGAAGCAUUUCCUCCUCCAGAACAGAGAAGCAGCAUUUUAUUGGAGAAGCACAGUGUUUUUGCUGUGCAUAUAUUUCUCCAAUUCAUUGCUUCUCUAUGAGAAGUAUUGGAUUGGAGCAGAUCGUGGAAGAUGUUUGCAGGCAUGUUGACAUCUUUUGAAGGAGGAUUGGAGGCUGCAGCAGAGGAGUCUCACUGCUGGAAACAUGAGUAAUCAUUUGUUAACGUAAUCUUUUUAGUAGCAAAGGGGGUGGACCGAAGGUAACCUAAAGUCCCGAAAAAACAAAUGUAAUUUUCUGGACGGCAGGCUCCCCUCAACUAGUAAUACGUGGCUGCUAAUUCAGUAUAGGCUAUAUAAAGAAUAAUUUGAUAUCUAUGCAUGUAUUUCCAGAACAACCAACUAAUCUCCUUUACAUUUAUUACUUGUUUCUGGGAAAGUCAUGUUUUGUGGAGCUUGCUGAGGCUUUGGGCAUGGGUUUCCUUUCUUGUUUACAAAUAAACUUACCUGGGAACUCUCACAUGGAUUCAAUUCACGUUCUUUAUGAUCUCUGGGAGUGAAGCCUUUCUCUCCUGAUCUCUGUCUAGAGUAACUUACUUAAAUCCUCUACUUUGAUUGGCUAUAACUAGACUGGAGGAUCCUACCUAGAUUGGAGUCAUUUGUUCACAAUUUGUGACUCCGAGAAUUUUUACGUACCUUAAUACAGGUGAGAAAAUCUGGCGUUCAAAUAGUAAUGCCUUUGGAUAAGUUAGGAUACCUUGAAACCUAGUUUGACAAAGAUAACUAACGAUAGCUAAAUGCAAGAUUUUGACAUCUGUAUGCUGCAGUUGGUAUACGUUAAGUAAACUCUGAGUUCCCAGGUAUGGUGUGCGUGGUUUUACAUUGUGGUGGUGGUUUGUCAGUGACAAUCAUUUUCCAAUUAUUGGUGGAGGGCCCGGACUUCCCUGAAUCAAUGGAUAAAGAAUUUGGGGUAUUAACCAGAUGGUAGCACAAUAUAAUCCCUUUCUGGAGGACUUUGCAUAUAAAGAUCCUUAAACAUUAUGUCCUACAAGGUAAACAAAUGUACCACCAAAUGAUCAAUAUGACAUUUGAAACAUUAGUUACAGUUCACUGCAACAUAGGCUUGCAAAUAUCCGCACGACACUACUGUUUCCUAUGCGGUCUCCUUUAACUAGACUUCUUUUACUAUCUGGAUAACUUUACUUGCAGCUUUCAGUAAACUUUCUUAUUUACAUCGUAAAAUAAAUGAAUCAAAUAUUGAACCUAUGUGUUUCACAUAAUAUGUCCACGAUCCAUAUUUUAAAAGGGGGCAGGGAUAUAGUAUUAUCUGAGAAUGUUUAGGUAGUAUUUGCUUUAGUAACAAAUCUACAGUUGUUCGUGUUCAAGGUGGACGUGUCAAAUCAUGGUAAAAGCCUAGAAAGUGUCUUUAGGAGACAAAUUAAGAUGUCUGUCUCUGAUAGGUUUGUGAACUGAUUAUGCACAUAACAAAUUACCAAAUUCAGCCAAGUAUAUAUUUUAUAACAAAUUCUUCUAAAUCUCGAAGUUUAGGAAACAUGAUCAUCAUAAUGUUGACUGAGGUUCAACACCGCAGAUUGUCCUUAUUUUGUACUGUCCAUUUCAUUUUACUGUAUAGGGGGUUCAUUAUCUCAAAGAGUCUUCUCUAUAAAAUUCUAUUGAAAAUCAAAUUGUUCAACUUUAGGGACACAUUUCUUUCCCAUGUUUGCCUCUUUUAAUAGAUUUUCAAAAUGACCAACCAAAUAUAUUAAAGCAUCCCAAAUAUUAAAUUGUUGUGGUGUGAUCAUUGCUUUGGCAAGAUAGCUGCUGAUUACCACUUUAAAUUGCAAGUGAUUUUGUUUAAUUGUGUGUGAUAAGCAUAUUUCUGUAAAUAUCUGAGUUAAUAAAAUGAAAUUUGUAAAAAGAAAUUAUCAUUUUAAAAUAGCAUGCAAAGCAUGCGUGAACUAAUUUAAUUAUAAAAAACUUGCAUUAAAAAAAUGUUCGGUUAAUGUGUAGUAUGUAUGUAUGUAUUUGUAUGGGUAUAUCGCCAUUUAAAGCUAAACUGUAAAUGAUCAUAAUCUAAAAUCGCCUGCUUUUGUAUCUAAUUUAUACAAAACAUAAUUAUUAAUUGAUUACAUUUAAAUCCAAAUUUCUCGUUUCCCCGAAAAAGUAUUUUUGAGGGAAAACCAGAGUAACUCUGGUAUUAAUUGCUAAAUUUGAAGUUACUGCCACUAUCUUGUAUUUUUUAUGGUGUGUUAUGUAAAUUUGAUACUAUGUUCUAGGUGGCAUAUAACUCAGGCUGCUUAUGCUUGUCAACCUGAAAAAAAAUAUUCUUAUGAUUUCAGAUAAAUACCACCAUUAUUAUUUUUUUUAAUCCUUUGGAUUCUGACUCUAAAUUGAAUUGCAAUUUCUCCCUUUUUAUAUCUCUACAGUUAUAUCAUGUUACUGGAAUUCAAAUUUAGAUUUUUUUUUGUUCAUGUUACACUACUCAGAUGUUUAAAGAAGUAGGUGGUCUGUAUGUGUUUUGGUAGGUUUAGAUUAUUAUGUACAAGCACUGCAAUCCACCGUUAAUUAGUUAUUUUAUACCAUAAGGUGUGGAUCCAGAGUUGUACGCAUUGACAACAUCAAAAGUGGAUUCCUCUGCAACUGGCAGCAGGGUAACCGACGCGUUUGCAAGACUCAUGUCUACGGCAGAGACCACAAGCACAUCGACAAGGUAAAUUAUGGUCUUGUUUUUUUCUUUCAAGACUGUUUAGUUAGUAGCUGUUAGCAAUAAUGGUGUAACUUCUUUAUCUUCUUAGAGAACAGACUUUGAAAACCUGUUGUCCCACACAUUUUUGUAGUGCAGACCCAUGUAGUGACCUCUUUCUUCCCCUCAGUUACCCGCAUGCAUGCAAAUAUUUCACAUUAGGGAUCUUUGUACAUAUGUUAUUGUGCCAGUGCGAUAAAAUCUAUAUUCAAUUGUGUGGUCUUCAAAGAACUUCCAUAUACCUCAGUGUUGGGCCAUCAUGCAUGUGCACGAGUACAAGAUUGAGACGGGUUCUGGUAGAUGAAGUGCAAUGAACUUAAGAGACACAGAGGUGCUAAGGAGGAACAGCCAUGGGAAUAUUUCAUUACAUUCCCCCCGUCUCCCUCCUCCCGAGUGUCAUACAAGUGGAUAUGUCACAUUUGGAGGGGAUCGUUGAUAAAAUUAAAAAGUAAAGUCCACAAAGAACUAAAGUAAUAGGAAAGGGGAAUUUAGUUUACUUUAUAUUCUCCAGCAUUAAUCAGAAGUCUCACCUGUGGGGGUUUGUGCAAAAAAGACAAUUAUCUUGGGCAUGGAUGAUUUAAAAUAAAAUAGUGUAUAUACAUUUACUACCAUUUUGCCUAACAUAAUGUAUACAUUUUAUAUUCUUCAAUGUAAGCUUUUAAAAUAUUUCCAUUUUAGCAUUCUUUACUUGAAAAAUAAAUACAUUGAAUUAUUUAAUGGCUCAGACUUCCAUGUGCUUUAUAAAUGGGAUACAAUAGUUUGUUGGUUUUUUUUUUUUUUUUUUUUUUUUUUUUUUUUUUUUUUUUUUUUUAUAUUCUUUGGUUGCCCAGAUAGGCAGACAGAAAGGCCACCUUUUGAAACGUCAACUUAACCAUUUGAAAUUAAAUUUGAGAAAUUUAUUCUAAAAUAAUAUAUUUAUUCUACAGGCAUGCAUUGUCUUUAAAGAAUGCAGUUGCAAUCUAGUAAACAUUGGUCACCCAAGGCCAUAAAUGUUGCUUUUUUUUAUAUGGUUUCUGGUAAAAAUUCUCCCUGGUUAUCCAACAUAAGGAAAGCUUCUCUUUAUAAUCUACUGUACAUUGUUGGUAUCCCUAUGCUGAAAUGUUUUGCUAGACUUCUGAACAAGUCCAACACUGAUCUUUGUUUCUAAUUAUUCACAGAAAACCUAAAAGGGAGGAGAACUUAAGCGAAGAGGCUGCCAAUGUCAUCUCCAGCCUCCCCGAUCUAUCUUUCAUGCACGCCAAGGUGCUGAUGUUUCCAGCCACUUUAACACCUUCAUCAAAUUCCCAAGAGACGGUAGACUGAUUCAAAGAGAAGAAAGGAAAAACAAACUGAGAUAAACCCAAACAUGUUGGAUGUUUUAUAUCCAAACUUUUUAAGAGUAUAUAUAAAAAAAAAGUGUUCUUGCUUUUACAUAAAAUCAAAAGUUUAAAUGAUUUGUUGGUAAGCAGCACUAAAAAGGUAUAUACAUUGUAAUGUAUAUUUCAACACUGAAUAAUUCAUUUAUAUGAGAAAUUUAGUUGAUUUGUAUAUACAGGAAAAGGGUAUUUUUUUUUUUUUUAUGUUUUAUUUUUUUGACAUGCUGGGGUACAUACACUGGUGGAUCCUUUCUUACAAAAAAAUCAACGACUAAAUGUGAACAUGCAAAACCUUCACUGCCUGUAAGUCUGUUUAGAUUACAUUUUCCUUCCAGGUGUAUUGGCGUUAAUUGUACUGUUACAUUUAAAUGUUCAGUGUUUAUUUUGUGUUUUCAUUAUGACCUGGAAAGUCACAGAUUAAAUCCUUUCUCUGCCAGUGGAGCAUUAUUGCUCCCCUAACGAGAGUGAAAAGGUCAGGAUAUUUUCCUAACAGAUCAUUUUAGUGGGUUAUUUGCUGUAUUUUAUGAUUAAAAUCAACUUUCAGACUGUCUCUCCUGUCCCAGUCUGUUUCUGUGUGUUGCAAAUGACAUUAAUCUUUGAAGUACAGGUGAUUGAGGGCUUGAUUUUGGGUUAAGAAGGACCAAAAUAAUCUGAAUGUCUUUAUAAAACAUUGAUUACUGUUCUGAUUUAGUUUGUAUUAUUUGUGUCUAUUGUACCGCUAUCCCCCUGAUUUGCACAGUGUGAAGAGGCGUAAUCAUAGGUCACUAUGGUUUAGGCUGUACAUACAUUGAAGACUCUGGGAUGUAAAUGUUUGGGGAAAUUCCUAUGGAACAUGAAUUAAAAUCUGAUCUGUAACAGCAAGAUCCACGUGCAUGCCCAAGUUCUUUUGAAAUGUAAGCGUGUACAUUUUCUCUUAGCUUACACUGAAAUAAAAUAAUUUAAAUUAUUAUGUCUAACUUUUAUUUUAUUGCCUUAGUUUUCAUGGUGUAUUUAUUAACACUACCUUCUGUAGUUAUAUAUUGACACAACCAAUAAUGGGCCUCCCUUAUGUUUUGCUUAGUUUGUAAACCAAUGGUGAUUAAUUUUAUGUAACUCUACGCCAAUUUUGUUUUUGUAGUUAACCCGGUAAAUGGCUUCUCAAAACCGACUUUCUGUGUGUGUGUGUGUGUGUGUGUGUGUGUGUGUGUAUAUAUAUUGCACAUUACACCAGAAUAUAUUGGAGAAAAUGUUUAGUUUUUUAUUUUGUUUUUGAGCAGUGGUCACGAAUUGUUUCACUGUUACUGUCCUAAAAUGAAAUGUUUCAAGGAGAAAAAAAUAAUCUGAUGAUAAAUACUGGUUGCUCUUUAGUGCAUUUUUAGUGGA
Molecule: messenger RNA, 54748 nt
Organism: Pelobates cultripes (western spadefoot toad)
Lineage: Eukaryota; Metazoa; Chordata; Amphibia; Anura; Pelobatidae
Source: the annotation of a GenBank genome assembly